This is a messenger RNA of Coregonus sp. 'balchen', 45365 nucleotides long. Lineage: Eukaryota; Metazoa; Chordata; Actinopteri; Salmoniformes; Salmonidae. The record is from the annotation of a GenBank genome assembly.
AUGUUGUAUGUCAGACUACUGGCCGCUGUCCUCAUAAUGAUCAACACAUGGCUGCUAAACUCUGCUCAAUUAGAUCAUAUCCGAAGAUACAAACGCACAAUGGCUCAGAGAGCUGAUAGUGAACUGGCUCACUUAGCAAGUGAACAGUGCAGGUCCACCAGACAACCGAGACAAGCAGCAUACUCAUCAUCAGUUCCACAUCUCCCUCCAGUGGCUCACCCAAGGAGAUACACCACAAGGCAAAGUGUUCUCUAUCAUAUAACUCCUCUUGAGGAGUCCUCUUGUUCAGGUGGGUGCAAUUCUGAUGCUAAUUCUAACCCGGGACUGGAUAGUGCCUCUCAUUGGGGCAACGGUGAGAAGAAGGUUGGUCGGGGAAACUCAGAGGCAGUGCUACCCAAAGACAAGAAGGAUAGUCAUGUUAAGAUUAUAGGGAUGGUCAGUUCUCCUCGCCCCAACUCCAGCAGAAAGCCUCCCAGUCGGGCUGAAGUGACAGUGGACUCAAACAGUGACAAUGACAAACCAGAGGUUGAUGGUGGGCGCUCUGAGGGCCCACACAAGCAGCUGCUGCUCAAGAAGCAGCAGAGAGUUCUGACUGGAAGGGUCCGCCGUAGCCUGGCAGUCUCACAUGGUGAAGACAGUUGGGCAGCUUUCCCUGAGAACGUAGUAAACUCCCGCGGGAUAUUCUCUACAUUUUGGCAGCACAGUGACUAUUCUGCUGAGAGUGAGGACUACGCUGAGGAGCAGGAGGGACCACCUAGCCCCGGCCGUGCCAGCACGUUGUGGGGUGCCCAGAUUCCAGACAUCCCCCCUAAGUGGAUGUCUGCUUUGUACUUUAAUGGACAGAAGGAACAACUGAGGGUCAAUCCAGCAGCUGGCAUUGAGCUUCCUCGAGCUAAAUUCAGUGUUGAACUGUGGGUUAACCCAGAGGGUGGGCAGACUAACCCAGCCAUCAUAGCAGGUGAGUGAUAUUCCAAAACCUCUCUUUCUCUCAUUGUUAAAGUGUUAAAAGUGUUACAAGUUUCAAAUUCAGUAUAUAGACAACAAAUGGCAUAGUUGGGCAGAUGAGAGAAAUUGUGAAGUCAGCCAUUAUGAGGUGCAAAUGGGUUAAGGGGUGGAAUGUUACAGACACAAAUGGCCACCACCUGCAGUCUUGUUGUUUUGACAUCACUUUUUGAGAGGUUUAAUGCUCAGUCACAGGCUACCCAGCAAAUAGAUUCAUUGCCACAUGUGAUGAUAACUUCAAUAAAAAAAUAUAAAGUUGUCCCAAUCAUUUGAUUUAUAUCAAAACUAAAUUCCUGGAUAUUUUUCCCAAGCCUUGAAGUUUUGUCGUUUCCUCUGCUGUCUGUAGGUGGGAUAAAUCAAAGAUAUUUGGCCUUGGUGUUCACCAAAAGUGACAAACGUCAAACAGUAGGAGUAAACUGAAGUGCAAGGUUUUGUGGAGGUUCAAUACCAGUGGUGUAAAGUACUUAAGUAAAAAUACUUUAAAGUACUACUUAAGUAGUUUUUUUGUGUAUCUGUAAUUUACUUUACUAUUUAUAUUUUUGACAACUUUUACUUUUACUCCAUUACAUUCCUAAAGCAAAUAAUGUACUUUUUACUCCAUACAUUUUUCCUGACAUCCAAAAGCACUCGUUACAUUUCAAAUGCUUAGCAGGACAGGAAAAUUGUCAAAUUCAUUCACUUAUCAAGAGAACAUCCCUGAUCAUCCCUACUGCCUCUGAUUUGGCGGACUCACUUAACACAAAUGCUUAGUUUGUAAAUUAUGUCUGAGUGCUGGAGUGUGCCCCUGGCUAUCGGUAAAUUAAAACAACAAGAAAAUAUUGCGGUCUGGUUUGCUUAAUAUAAGGACUUUUAAAUUAUUUAUACUUUUACUUUUACUUUUGAUACUUAAGUAUAUUUUAACAAUUACAUUUACCUUUGAUACUUAAGUAUAUUUAAAACCAAAUACUUUUAGACUUUUACUCAAGCAGUAUUUUACUGGGUUACUUUCACUUUUACUUGAGUCAUUUUCUAUUAAGGUAUCUUUACUUUUACUCAAGUAUGACAAUUGGGUACUUUUUCCACCACUGUAUAGAUCAAAUUGUUAUUGAUAGUGUAGGCCUACUCUCCUCGUAUCCUGCAGGCAAUGUACCCACGCUAGUCUAAUGCUGCAUUCAUAACCAAGUGGGAAGGUGGUAAUUACCAGUUGUGAAGUCGUAAAUACCAGUUGGAUGCAUUCACGUGCUUUGAACUCAUUGACAAACGCUGAUUGGCUAAUGGCCCACAAGCUGCAUCAACCAUAAACUAAAAGUACAGCUAUCAUGCUUGUAAACCAAUUAUAGUGUUCAAAAGCCAUAUUAAUAGAUUGCUUUUCAUAAAUUAUGUUUUUUUAUUACAUUUAACUGGUGAAAAUGCAUUUGGGAGAAGUCAGAUGUCAACAUUUGGGAGAAGUCGGAGCUCAGGUUUUCCCAUGGUGUCCCACUAGUAAUUACGAGUUGGAGGGGCAUUCAAGUGGAUUUUUCCCAGUCACACUGUAUGUGGUUAAUACCACCGUCCCACUUGGUUAUGAACGCAGCAUGACAGCAGGAUAAGGAUAAAGGUUGAAGGCAAUAUGAUAUAGGCAAUAUUAAUUCAUUAUUUCACACUUCUAUUUUGAUUGAAAUAACAGAAGUUGGAUGUCAGAAUUGGGAUGUCAUUUACUGAAUAAUGUAGAAAAUAGCCAGGAGCAAUGAUUGAACCAAGGACCUUACACAUGUAAAACUAACAUGCUAGGCAACCACAAGAGGCACAAUGCCUGCAGGUUUUCAUCCUUGUCUUUUAAUCAGGACUGGAGGAAGCAGGUGGGUAGAUUCCCUGACCAAUGACAUCAAUUGCUCAAUUAAGGCAAAUUUCCGAUUGAGCCGGCAGCAUAUGCAGCGUUUACCGUGAAUGCGGUCUCUGCGAAUGCGAGAACAUUACCUUUAUUAUUAUUAUUAUUUUUAAGUUGCAUAGCCGACAAAGUGCGAUUGUAUUGUAUCCCGGCCUAAGAAUCAUAGAGAAUAGAACACCCCUUACCAACCCAUCUAUGCCAUUGCAAUUCUGAAAAUAGCCACACUUAGACAUUUACAUUUACAUUUUAGUCAUUUAGCAGACGCUCUUAUCCAGAGCGACUUACAGUUAGUGAAUACAUCUUUUUUUUUAUACUGGCCCCCCGUGGGAAACGAACCCACAACCCUGGCGUUGCAAACGCCAUGCUCUAUCAACUGAGCUACAUCCCUGCCGGCCAUUCCCUCCCCUACCCUGGACGACCUGGGCCAAUUGUGGCGCCGCCCAUGAGUCUCCCGUUGUCGGCCGGCUGCGACAGAGCCUGGAUUCGAACCAGGAUCUAGUGGCACAGUUAGCACUGCGAUGCAGUGCCUUAGACCACUGCGCCACUCAGGAGUGGCUAUAGUUGUGUUUAGUAGGACUGUAGAUAGCUAAGUACUGUAGCUACACCUCUUUUCGGAAGAGCUCAUGCUUCCACCACCUUUCAGUUGUCCCUCUUUCCGAUUUUAUUUUGUUUUUGUUUUCCUCUUCACAUGUAACUUAUACAGUGGCUUGCGAAAGUAUUCACCCCCCCCCCCCCCCCCCCCCCCCCCCCCCCCCUUGGCAUUUUUCCUAUUUUGUUGCCUUACAACCUGGAAUUAAAUUGGAUUUUUGGGGGGUUUGUAUCAUUUGAUUUACACAACAUACCUACCACUUUGGAGAUGCAAAAUGUUUCUGGCCACUCUUCCGUAAAGCCCAGCUCUGUGGAGUUUACAGCUUAAAGUGGUCCUAUGGACAGAUACUCCAAUCUCCGCUGUGGAGCUUUGCAGCUCCUUCAGGGUUAUCUUUGGUCUCUUUGUUGCCUCUCUGAUUAAAAUGCCCUCCUUGCCUGGUCCGUGAGUUUUGGUGGGCGGCACUCUCUUGGCAGGUUUGUUGUGGUGCCAUAUUCUUUCAAUUUUUUAAUAAUGGAUUUAGUGGUGCUCCGUGGGAUGUUCAACGUUUUGGAUAUUUCUUUAUAACCCAACCCUGAUCUGUACUGUGCCGCUUGCUUGGUGGUGCCCCUUGCUUAGUGAUGCCCCUUGCUUAAUGGUGCCCCUUGCUUAGUGGUGCCCCUUGCUUAGUGGUGUUGCAGACUCUGAGGCCUUUCAGAACAGGUGUAUAUAUACUGAGAUCAUGUGACAGAUCAUGUGACACUUAGAUUGCACACAGGGGGACUUUAUUUAACUAAUUAUGUGACUUCUGAAGGUAAUUGGUUGCACCAGAACUUCUUUAGGGGCUUCAUAGCAAAGGGGGUGAAUACAUAUGCACGCACCACUUUUCCGUUAUUUAAUUUUUUUCAUUUCACUUCACCAAUUUUGACUAUUUUGUGUAUGUCCAUUACAUGAAAUCCAAAUAAAAAUCCAUUUAAAUUACAGGUAGUAAUGAAACAAAAUAGGAAAAACACCAAGGGGGAUGAAUGCUUUUGCAAGGCAAUGUAUUAAUCAUGGCCUACAAUCUUUGGCCUCAAUCUUUAGUGACUCUCAUGUGACAUUUGACAAUUAGUUUAUUCCACAUUUAUAUCAUCAUUUGUUUUUCUAUAAAAUGUAUUAAUUCCUGCUCCGGUUUUGAUUGGCAAAUUUACCAUAGCAUUUGACCAGAUAAGUAGACAGACUAGUUUUAUUCUCUACUAUUAUAAAUCCGUCCCUCUAUUGUUGCCAGAUUAUAGUAUCAAGACUUUUACUUGGCAGAGAUGCUGUGUUCUAACCACUACUUUGAGUGAAUUAAAUCUUAACCAUGAAAUUGGCCCACCCUCCUAAGGGAUAUUUUGUUACAAUGUUUUCAAUAUCCAAAACAUUUCUGAGUUUUUGUGUGUACAGUGUGUAUGGAAUGAGGGGGAAGGGAUUCCCUGACCUUUAACUGUCCCAGCAUAGAACAUCUGGAAGCCAGAUGUGAUUCUCUCUUUCUGAGAAACAGCUGGGAAUCAGUGCCUUCGUUUAGGGAAAUACCUUCAACCCCUCAACUCUCUAGGUAAUUUGGCAUUAAUUAUAUUGGAAGAAGAUGCUCGAUGUUUGUCUUUUUGCAAAAUAAUAUUUGUAUUCCUUUUGUGCAGGGGUUUUUGACAACUGCUCCAACUCCUUAAGUGAGAAAGGAUGGUCCGUAGGUAUUCGCACAGUAAAGCCAGGGGGAAGAAAAGAUGCCAGAUUCUUUUUUACACUCCGUACGGACCGAGCUCCCAAAGCUACCACUAUCUACGGGCAUCAGCGCUACCACCCUAACUCCUGGACUCACCUGAUGGCCAGCUACAAUGGCCACAAGAUGACCCUCUACAUAGAUGGUGCCAAGGUUGGGGAGAGCAGUUUGCAGUCUGGUAACCUCUACAGCCCGUUCAUGGAGACCUGUCGAACACUUCUUCUCGGUGGGGACCAGUCAGACCUUGGGCACAACUUCCGAGGGCACAUCAGAGGCAUUGUGUUAUGGGUGCUCCCUCGCACUCAUGAGGACCUCCUUAAAGGGCCUUCUCGGAUUGAUAAGAGGAAACCAAACCUCGCUCUCUGGGCGGACUUCUCCAAGGUAGAGCAACAGUGGAGUCCUCAUAAGGAGGGCUACCACCCGUCCAUAGUCAUCAUCCCUAUCCCUGAGCAGGAACAUGUGUCUCCCUUCCUGCCCCCUCCCUGUGGAUUAACAGCCUGUGACAACACAGACAUCAUCCUCGGCUACAAUAACCACUGGCAGCUGCGCACAGAGAAAAGGAUCCGCUACCGCAUUGUCAACAUCUGUAAGGACGACAGAAGUCAUCCCACUGUCUCCCAGGCCCAGAUCCAGAUGCAGCACCAGGCACUUGUCGAAGCCUUCCGGUCCUACAACAUCAGCUUUGAGCUGAGCACACAUACUGUCCAGAACACAUCUCUACGCCAGCGCUUCAUCCUCAGCAACUGCCGGAUCAGUAAGAUUGGGAACAGGCACUGUGACGCGGAGUGUGACCAUCCACUGACGGGCCACGAUGGUGGGGAUUGUCUGCGUCUGGGGCCCUGCUACAACUGGAAGAGGCGGGAUGGCGUCUGCAACACAGAGUGCAACAGCAUCCACUACGACUACGAUGAUGGAGACUGUUGUGAUCCUGAGGUCACAGAUGUCCUGAAGACAUGCUUCGAUCCAGAGUCCCCAGACAGGUGAGACAUUUUCUUUCAAUUUGUUUUUGGCAGGGAUCCUUAAUCCUGCUCCUAGAGAGCCACAGCAGUACUGCAGGUGCUCGUCCCAACAAAAACACAGAUUCCUCUAAUCAAGGUGUUGAAGAUCAGUUGAAUGGUUGAAAAUGUAUAUACAGUUGCUGUUUUGGGAAAUUGUCCCAAUCGUCUGAACGUAUGAAUUAGUCACAAACAAUACAGUUAUGCAUUUCGAGGUCCAGAGCAAUCUCCUAUCUAAUUUCAAAUGAAGUUAAUGGGUUUAUAAUGGUGUUCUUUACUAGUUCUGACAAAGAAAAAAGUGCUGCGUCUGUCAUCCUUAGCCUCCCUUAGCUACUGCAACCAGAAAAGUGGUGCUGCCUGCUCCUGUAUUUAUGGGACUUUGUGGAUGUUGUGAGUUUUUAACGAUAAUGACAGUAAUGAUAUUGAGGCUCUACAGAGGCCUUGGGAGCUUAAUGCCUAAUUAGCAAUGUCUUGAUUCACUAAAGAGGCCUUAAGUGUCUGUCUUCAGGGUACUUUGUUUUUACAUUUUACAUUUUAGUCAUUUAGCAGACGCUCUUAUCCAGAGCGACUUACAGAAGCAAUUAGGGUUAAGUGCCUUGCUCAAGGGCACAUCGACAGAUUUUUCACCUAGUCGGCUCGGGGAUUAGAACCAGCGACCUUUCGGUUACUGGCACAACGCUCUUACCCACUAAGCUACCUGCCGUUUUGUUAGGGUAUGUGUAUUACACAACAUGUGAGGCACACAAAUUGAAACUCUAGAACAGUUUCCGAAAGCAUGUGAAACUGGGAAUGGAGAGAGAAGCCAAAGUAUACGCUUAUUAUCGCUAAACAACGAAACCAGAAGUCUCCUCCGCUCCGUUCUAUUCUUUUUGACAGGCAGGCUUAUUUGGGUUUCAAACAAAAUGCAUGAUGUCUUGCCAUAAUGUCGUUCUUCCUUAAUAGUGCACAGCAUGUAGGUAGAAAUACUUAACCUGCGAUUGUUGUCUGAUCCAUUUCACAGAUGUGAUACAAAUCAAUAAAUGUUUUACAAUUUCCUGAAGAAUACAAUUUCCUGUAGAUGAUAUAGUCUACCUUCAUUGUUUUUUGUAAUAUAAACUUAAAAGUUAUUUUCAGGUUCAAACUUAUUGGUGAUACAUUCCCAAACUGAUUAUGGUAAUGAAUUGCUAUUGAUAUGAUAAUUAAACAUUUUAAUUUGAAGCAAUAUUGCAAUGAGUUUGGGGUACCUGUCCAACAGAAACAGUGACUUUCUCUUCACAAUGAGGCAUACUGUAUUAGUAGUUUCCUAGUUGGUAGUUGGUAGUGGUGUGUCUUUUAGGUAGGGAGUUGUCAGACAGAGUCCAUAAACGGUUCAAAAUGUAUUCCCACAGAGAUGAAUUGGGCACUAACAAUACAUUUGGAGUACAAUCAGUCAAUGUGUUGUUUUGCACAGAGAGCGAGGGCUGGUAUUUGUACCUUAAAGAGCAACAACAGCAGCUACAAAGCCAGGCCCCAGACAGAUAUAAAAGUAAGUGUCGGAAAGGCAUGAGCGUAGAACUGACUUCUGAUUUAUAGCUUGCAAUGAUGUAAUCUCUCUCAAUUACUUGCCAAAGUUUUUCCAACCUCUUACUCUUCCCUUAAACUGUAUGAAUGGCGAAUCCACCAGAGAUGCAAAUGCUUAAUAAAACACGUCUCUCUGGAAUAUCUGCAGUGUAGCCUAGGUCUUUAAAAGGUCCUGACCUGAGCUGGUUGGAAGAGUGCAAUCCCUGGACUGCAAUCCAGAGUUUUAGGAUAAUUAAUGCAGGGAUGACAUUUUGAUGGCAUUUGUAGAGAGUACAAUUUUAUGUUUGGGUCUGGGAUUGUGGUAUUUUUCUGUCUGAGUUAUUGUCCAGGUAUCUGCAGCUGGGCAAUAGAAUUCAAUCCCUAGCCAAUUGCUGUCACUACACAAAUUUGUUGUUCAAGCAGACAGAGAGACAGCCAUGAGGAAUGGCCAGGUACAUGAAGAUUUUGGCCACACAUGACAGAGAAAGGAAAAAUGAGGAGGACAUUUUAGCCAUUAAUGCUGUGAUAUUCCCCUGCCGCUGAGGGGAUCCAGAACUGGUGGUUUGAAUCCGUUUGUGAGGCAAACUAGGUGGUUCUCAAAAAUCCCUUUUUCUCCAACAAUGAAAGGACAUUUGGAAAAAGUUACAUGGCCUUUGAGAACAGUUCUACAGUCCUAAUUCAGAUUUUGAACAUAAUUCUAUCAAAUUUGUACAGUAUAAUAAUUUUGUAGAAAAUAGGCCUACUGUAUUACGUAAUGUAAUACCCCCUUUCCAGGUGUAUUUUUUGGAGUGCCAGUGUUGCAAGAAGUUUGUCUAUGAAUAACAAAUCAAAUCAAAUUUUAUUUGUCACAUACACGUGUUUAGCAGAUGUUAUAGCGGGUGUAGCGAAAUGCUUGUGCUUCUAGCUCCAACAGUGCAGUAAUAUCUAACAAUUUCACAACAUAUACCCAAUACACACAAAAAAGUAAGGAAUGGGAUUUAAGAAUAUAUACAUAUAUGGACAAGCAAUGACAGAGCGUCAUGGACUAAGAUACAGAAUCAUAUUAUAGAAUAGAAUGCAGUAUAUACAUAUGAGAUGAGUAGUGCAAGAUAUGUAAACAUUAUUAAAGUGACUAGUGUUCCAUUUCUUAAAGUGGCCAGUGAUUUCAAUAGGCAGCAGCAGCCUCUAAUGUGCUAGUGAUGGCUAUUUAACAGUCUGAUGGCCUUGAGAUAGAAGCUGUUUUUCAUUCUCUCGGUCCCAGCUUUGAUGCACCUGUACUGACCUCGCCUUCUGGAUGAUAGCGGGGUGAACAGGCAGUGGCUCGGGUGGUUGAUGUCCUUGAUGAUCUUUUUGGCCUUCCUGUGACAUCGGGUGCUGUAUGUGUCUUGGAGGGCGGGUAGUUUGCCCCCGGUAAUGCGUUCGGCAGACCGCACCACCCUCUGGAGAGCCCUGCGGUUGUGGGCGGUGCAGUUGCCGUACCAGGCAGUGAUACAGCCCGACAGGAUGCUCUCAAUUGUGCAUCUGUAAAAGUUUGUGAGGGUUUUAGGUGAUAAGCCAAAUUUCUUCAGCAUCCUGAGGUUGAAGAGGCUCUGUUGCACCUUCUUCACCACACUGUCUGCGUGGGUGGACCAUUUCAGUUUGUCGGUGAUGUGUACACCAAGGAACUUGAAGCUUUCCACCUUCUCCACUGCGGUCCCGUCGAUGUGGAUAGGGGGGUGCUCCCUCUGCUGUUUCCUGAAGUCCACAAUCAUCUCCUUUGUUUUGUUGAUGUUGAGUGAGAGGUUAUUUUCCUGGCACCACACUCCCAGAGCCCUCACCUCCUCCCUGUAGGCGGUCUCGUCAUUGUUGGUAAUCAAGCCUACUACGGUUGUGUCGUCUGCAAACUUGAUGAUUGAGUUGGAGGCGUGCUUGGCCACGCAGUCAUGGGUGAACAGGGAGUACAGGGCGGGGUUCAGACCCAGGGCCUCAAGCUUAAUGAUGAGCUUGAAGGGUACUAUGGUGUUGUAUGCUGAGCUAUAGUCAAUGAACAGCAUUCUUACAUAGGUAUUCCUCUUGUCCAGAUGGGAUAGGGCAGUGUGCAGUGUGAUGGAAAUUGCAUCGUCUGUGGAUCUAUUGAGGCGGUAAGCAAAUUGAAGUGGGUCUAGGGUGACAGGUAAGGUAGAGGUGAUAUGAUCCUUGACUAGUCUCUCAAAGCACUUCAUGAUGACAGAGGUGAGUGCUACAGGGCGAUAGUCAUUUAGUUCAGUUACCUUUGCUUUCUUGGGUACAGGAACAAUGGUGGCCCUCUUGAAGCAUGUGGGAACAGCAUACUGGGAAAGGGAGAUAUUGAAUAUGUCCAUGAACACACCAGCCAGCUGGUCUGCGCAUGCUCUGAGGACGCGGCUAGGGAUGCCGUCUGGGCCGGCAGCCUUGCGGGGGUUAACAUGCUUAAAUGUCUUAAUCACGUUGGCCAUGGAGAAGGAGAGGCCACAAUCCUUGGUAGUGGGCCUCGUCAGUGGCACUGUGUUAUCCUCAAAGCGGGCGAAGAAGGUGUUUAACUUGUCUGGAAGCGAGACGUCGGUGUCGGCGACGUGGCUGGUAGAGUUCUCAACUGACUGAAUUUUGUCCAUAGCUGUACUGAAUGUAUUCUAUCAGCCAAAAUAGUGCUUCAGAAUGUAGAAUUCAACAUAAACAACCAAUACUUUAUUAUUACAAACUAUCAAUCCAUUGUCUAUAUUUCAUAUGUUAUAUGUAUUAUGAAACUCAUUUGACCUAAUGCUGAAUUGGAGCACUCAAGCAGAUUGACAUAGCGUUUGCUUGUUUAAUGAAACCUGGAUGUAAGGCAAACUACACUUGGUCAGUUCUUGAGUGGAACACAUCCAAGAAACAGUAGGUGGUUCAACUAAUGGGCUAGACCCUUUGGCAGGUUUCAAAAGGGCAUACCUUUUCAAACGAAUGGGCCAGUGAUAGGUGGAAAGGCUUUCCAGCUAUAAAAGCAAAAGUGAAAAAUGACAUGUGACAUAAUCUAGAAACAAGUUCACUUCACACAUCAAAGCAGUUCUAUGGCAAUUUAUCACAGUUGGGAGUGGGGGGAAGUGGAAGGUAGUGGUUUCAUGUAGCUACCCAAACCAAUUCAAACUAUGUUGUUUUGGAAGUAGUAGAAUUGGAUGUAGAACGAGAGAAGUGGAAAUGAACUCCCAGAAGAUGAGCUACUUUCUCAUCAGGAGUUCCUCUGACUAGACUACUUGACUUGAAUGUUACAAAAUGUCUAUUUUCUCCGUUGAGCACCACAACAUACUGUAGGACUUUUUCACCACGAUGUCAUGGGAUCCGAUCUACAGUCAGGUACAUAAUUAUUGGCACCCUUGAUAAAGAUUAGCAAAAAAUACUAUAAAAUAAAUACAAAUACUGAGCUAUUUUGUAUGCUCAAAAACAUAAAAAAUGUAUGUUUUACACUAAUACAAUAGAGAUUUUGUUAAAAAAUUAAUAAAACAAAUCUAAAAAAAGAUACGGGUCAAAAUGAUUGGCAGCCCUGUACUUUAGCACCCUCCCCUUGCGAGGAUAACAACACUGAGCCUUUUCUCAAAUGUUUUAUGAGAUUGGAGAACACAUUGGGAGGGAUCUUAGACCAUUCCUCCAUAUAGAAUCUUUCCAGAUCCUUGAUAUCCUUUGUCUGAGAUUAAGGACUGCCCUCUUCAAUUCAAACCACAGGUUUUCAAUAGGAUUAAAGUCCAGAGACUGAGAUGGCCAUUGCAAAAUGUAGAUUUUUUGGUCAAUUAACCAUUACUUUGUGGAUUUUGAUGUGCUUCGGGUUAUUGUCUUACAGGAAGAUACACUUGCAGCCAAGUUUCAGCCUCCUGGCAGAGGCAACCAGGUUUUUGGCUAAAAUGUCCUGGUACUUUCCUGGUUAAGUUCAUGAUGCCAUUGAUCUUUGAUGAUAAGGGAUCUUUGAUCCAGGGAUAGGGACUAUUUUGUAUCCAGUGGUCCUGGGGCCCUUGUUAAGGUCAACAGCAUCAUGACGGCCUUUGCCAGGAGGCUGAAACUUGGCCGCAAGUGGAUCUUUCAGCAAUACAAUAACCCGAAGCACAUCAAAAUCCACAAAGAAAUUGUUAAUUGGCCACAAAAUCAUCAUUUUGCAAUGGAUAUCUCAGUCUCCGGACUUGAACCCAAUUGAAAACCUGUGGUUAAUACAGGGGUGCCAAUAUUUUUACCCUUAUCUUUUUAGAUUUUUAAAAAUUACUUGUUAAACAAAAUAUCUUUCUCUGAGCAAUUGUAUUAGUAUAACAUAAUAAUUUCCCCAAAAUUUGAGCAUACAAUAUAGCUCAGUAUUUGUAUUAUUUAUUUUAUAUAGUAUUUUUUGUUCAUCUUUAUCAAGGGUGCCAAUAAUUAUGGACCUGACUGUGUGUGUUUCUGGGAGUUCAUUGAUUCUACACCUGUGUUGUCUGAUAUUUUCACAGGGUAUUUGAAACUGUAUACCGUUGCUAUUUACUGUAGGAUUGUGUGAACAAACUGUCCAAUUGGCCUAGACUAAAAGCAGGGAAUGCAAGAAAAAAAUUAUACUAAUGACACAUACUUCUUCUCCUUGCUGCAGAGCCUAUAUGAGUGUAAAGGAACUGAAAGAGGUGUUGCACCUGAGCAGCACAGACACCCUCAACGUUUUCUUUGCCAACAACUCAGCCCGUGAAGAGUUAGCAGGGACCGCAACCUGGCCAUGGGCAAAGGAGGCCCUCAACCAUCAGGGUAAGCUACUGCUAUACCCCUUCCUUCUGUCUUUACUUGAAUCAAACACAAAAAUCAUUGAGCUACAAAAUGAUAUGCAUGCUAUAACAUGCCAAACUGGAUUACAUUGACUUCUAUUAGGUUAGAAAGUACACAAAAAUGUUACACAAAAGUAAAACGCAGAAGAGGAGCAGGUAGGAAUUGCCUUUGUCUUCAGAUUCUCUCUCCUCCCGCUCCCUCAAUCUCCCCCUCCUUCACUCUCCCCCUCUCCCUCACUCACUCUCUCUCCCUCACUCUCUCCCUCCUUCACUCUCCUCAUCUCUUGCCCUCUACUCUUUGAUCUCAGUAUUAGCUGUAACAAGAUGAAUUAGCCUUAAUCCAGGGUAUAAAAGAAAACACUUGCAGCACGCAUAGAUUUCCUGGCAGAUUGCCUCCUAAUUAUUAGGGCUGUAAAGACAACCCCAACAACAACCAAACAAAAACAAGAAAAGCCAGGGUAAUGCGCUGUUGCCAUUCAUACAUCCCUACCAGCCCAUUUGACUGUUUUCACUGUAACUGUUUUCAAGUGCUCGUUAAAGCUAAGAGAUUUCUCCUCACAUCUAGUUAUUUCAUAAAUCCCAACUUUACCUGAAGUGGGAAUGUAUUUUUCUAAUUGGUUUGGACUGGUAUUAUUUUGGCUGUAUAUUGCUAAUGGAAUUGUUCUACCCCAAUAAGAAAGACUGUACUGCAUUACAGUCAUGUUGCUUCUUGUAAAUGAUCCUUAAAUAUCUUAUAUUCUCUUCUGUGUAUUCUCUUCCAUCUACCGAAGAGCUGUAAAUCAGUCAGUAAGAGUGCUUGGCCGGGAAGUGAAACCCCUUUAAAGUAUUAUUCUCCGUUCAAUCAGGUUUGUUGUUGUGCUCCCUCUGGGUUGUGUCUUACCUCCUGGCACAUUCAUUAUGGGCCCUGAGGAUGGCGUUCGGUGCAUUCCAGCAUAGAUGUCCUUUUUUUCUUCCUCAGGGUUUAACUGCAUCAACAAGCCAGUCAGUGUUUUGGGCUGGGCUUUCUCUGAUACAGUAUGUCCCUGAUGGACCACCGUCUUGCAGGUUUCCAUCCCCUCUUUGAACCCCACAGCUCCCAGAAUUUAGGAUAUUUCACUCAAAGCCACAUCUUUCAAUAUGAUGACAGAGUAAGUUGUUGAAUGAUACAGGGAAAGAUGCAGUGGUGCCACGACUGUAAGAAAGACGAGACACUUCGUAGUGUCAAUCGUGUAGUUACUUUUCCCAGUCUUAUUUUGUAAUUAACUGUUAAGCUUGUAUAUCAGAUGAUACAGGAAUAUAUAUGAUCACCCACACCUGAUGAUUUAUGUCUGAGGAUAAACCAUGAGAACCUUUUUAGUGAGUCCCAUCAGGACUUACAGUCAGGAAGUCUUCGUCUGACAAGCAGGUCCUCUCCCAAUUGUACGAGAAUAUAUUCCCAACCUAAGUGGAUGUUGAAGCAGAGCCCUGCAAUACAUCUGUCAUUGUUUACAGGCUAUAAAUGUGCUAUUAGUGAGGUUGUCUCAACGGGCCCAGCGGAGGUCCUUACAAAUUGAAUAGUGUUUCUAAUUAGAAAACAAAUAGCAUUUUUAUUCUAUUCCAGCUCUUAAAGUUUAUAAUGGGCAAUAACCUCUGCUUCCAUAUUCCAUCAUAAGAAAUUAUGCAAAUUAUUUCAGGGAUAGCACUAUACUUGUUUCUUACAUGCUGGGUUUAAAACUGCUGAAGGUUUGCCUCGUCUUUAAGUGGUUAUAAAUGUCACAUCGUUUAGGGUUUUUAUGACACUAGUCGGUUCUAAAACCAAAUGUUAACAUGCUAUUACUCAGAGGGCUUGUCAGACAAAAUGUGCUCGACUGUUUGUUUGAGAUGGCAAGCUUGACUAACUAUUGAAGAAACACACAAUAAAACAUUGAAAGAAGUUGACAUAGAGAUGGUGUCUGAUUCAUCUUUGCCCAAAAAAAACCCCCCACUGUGAUCAUGGAGUAUCAUCGUCUGGGAUGGAAGUUAUUUACGGGCUCUAGAAGUACUUGGGAAGCAACAAAGGAAGACUAUUUCAGCAAUCUCACCACCUGUUGAGUUCUGUUAGACAACUAUAUCAUCCCAUCCUAUCCACAGGUGGAAUGGUGAUGAAUCCAUCCUACUUUGGCACUGUCGGACACAAUAACACAAUGAUCCAUGAGAUGGGCCAUAUCUUUGGACUGUACCAUGUCUUCAAGGGGGUCAGUGAGCGGGAGUCUUGUGAUGACCCCUGUCAGGAGACCACUCCCUCCAUGGAGACAGGAGACCUAUGUGCAGACACGGCCCCUACACCCAAGUCUAAGGCCUGCCACGACCCUGGCCAUGUCAACGACACCUGUGGGAUAACGCUCUACCAGGACACACCAUACAACAACUACAUGAGUUACACAGGUAGGUCUACUGUAACCGCUCUGCAAUGGAGUCAGCAUCCGUUAGUCUGCGUCCCAAAUGGCACUCUAUUCCCUUCAUAGCGCACUACUUCUGACCAGAUCCAUAUGACCCUGGUCAAAAGUAGUGCACUAUAUAGGGAAUAGGGUGCCAUUUGGGACACAUACCUAGAAUGAGGCAGUGGUGCCGUACUCCUACUGCAGGACCACAAAGGUCUACUGCAGGGGUAGGCAACUAGAUUCAGCCGUGGGACUAGUUUUUUUUGGGGUAUAAUUAUAAUAAUUUGUACACUGCAAGUUCAGCACAACUAAGCCCAAAAAUAGAUUUGAAAAUAACAAUAAUUUCAUACCUUGAUUACAUUGAUUACAUUGAGACACGAUCACAUAUGUCUCUUUUUUUAUUUGUGGAAAUACUUGGGAACAGAUUUCCUAACAAGCUAAUUUCUUGCUGAAUUCCUGGUGAUUGUACUGUUGUUGUUUGUAAAAAAAAACGUACAUUCCCCCAAAUUCCCUCUGCAACCGCCUGCUGCCGACCCCUGGUCUACUGUAUAUGUGAGGUUAAAUCCAAGUGUAUUGCAUUUGGACAAUGGAUCGCAUAGUACAUCUAUUGUGAUUGAGAUGUAGUUGUCCCUGAUUGCACUGACUUUGCUCUGACUUUGCUCACAGCUGCUUGUUUGAAGAAGUGUACUUACUGUGAUCAAGAUGUGGUUGUCCCACUGGUUAUCCUAAGUUGAAUGCACCAAUUUGUAAGUCGCUCUGGAUAAGAGCGUCUGCUAAAUGACUUAAAUGUAAAUGUAAAUAGUAUGGCUAAUUCAUCCACAUCAAACGAGUGAUCAAAAUUCACUUGUCUCCUUAAAGGAAAAAUCCACUAAUUCCUUUAAUUUACAGUGUUAAAUAAUACUAAUAUGUGAGAACAAUAUUUUUUGUGAACAAAUGUUUCAUUUUGGCGUUAUAAUAAGGUUGGUAGCAACAUGGAAAAUCGGUGUGGAAAUCUGUUGCAGCUCAAGUCGACUACAAAAUCCACAAUGCAAUGCUCUCUCUAUGGACUGGCUGGCUGGUUAGCUAUCUAGGUAGCUAGCUAGCAAACGUAGCUACACACAAUAAUACCAAAGACAAUAUCAGCAUGUAAAGUAGCUACUUAGCUGUAAAAUCGCCUAAACAAACGGCACUAUCAAUUUAAGAGUCUACAAUCUCACCAUGUUCAACCUGCAGAUCGAUGUGCCUCACAGAGUGGAAUCUGACAUUCGCAAUGGCAGAUAUACUUUUGAGGAGAUGGGAAACGUUGCCCAUGCUACGUCAAUGGGCCGCGCAGUGCAUUCUGGGCGAUUCUGGGACAAGGAGCGAAUGGGAGUCUAUUGGGCGCUAGCUCAAAAAUCCAACAUUAGCACGAAUUUCGUCACAUUACAAAUAUUUUCCCAGAUGUGAUAUAUUUAACUUGCUAUCUGUAAUAUCGUAUAGCUUUGGAAGUUUCUCGAUAUAUACACUGACUUUAAGAAGGGAUUAUGUGACGAUUAGCUUAGCAACCGCGUGACGCAGCAUGACAAAGUGAACGCGAUUGGUCGAUAGUCUGCUGGGUGGGGCGUUAUAAGUUCCUUCAUUCAUUGGAUUCUUAUCUCCUUUCUAUAAUAAAGAGGCAGACAAAUAGGAAAAAUGUGCUGGACCCUUUGUUAAAUUACAAAUUUCUCAAGGUAGGGAUAUCGCAAAAAUAUGAUCAAUGGCUCAUUCGAGAGAAGACAUCCUCCCAAGUUAUGACAUCAGCCAGUAUUGAAAUCUGACAUGUAUGAUAGACGUUUUCGCGAUCUAAAAGUCAUAUUCCUAUUGACUUCCAGUGUAGUGAGAGCGACAUUAUCACAGUGCUACGUCAUACCGGCCGGAUUUCUGCCUGCUUGAACGCCAAUAACUAGAUACAUGUGAAAACAUGAAAUAACCCAGGGAAUCGAAAAAACAUCACUCAGAGAUGCACAACAACAAUAUAACAUAAAAAACGGGUGAACCUUUCCUUUAAGGCGUCCGCAUACUUCCCAGCCGAAACAGUUCGGAAGAGUUCGUGCAUAUAUUAUGACAACAUUUUGUAGCGUUUUUGUUCGUUUUGGACUUCGGUGAGGGUUUUUUCAGCUGUUCGGGCACACACAUUUUUUUCUGGAGGUAAGCCGAAGUUCGGAGCCGACGUCUAUGCCCUUUCGUCGGUGAUUGGUCAACAGUAGGGAUUCAUUCAACGAGAGACUACUCGUUUUCAAGCUAAUUUUGUUCAUUGCAAACAUUGCAAAAUACUGCACCAAACAUCUUAGUUAGAUGUAAAAUUGCGUGACUAAGAUCUCCUCGGCAAAAACGUCAAAAUUAAUGACAGAUUUCUUGGCUACAGCGUCUCAAAAUUGACAACAUUUUAGUCAUUUAGCAGACGCUCUUAUCCAAAGCGACUUACAGUUAGUGAGCGCAUACAUUUUUCAUACUGGCCCCCUGUGGGAAACGAACACACAACCAUGGCUUUGCAAGCACCAUGCUCUACCAACUGAGCUACAGGGGACUAGCAGUACUAUUGCUGCUAUUUUUCUCGUUUUUCAAGAGAAGGUACUUUAAGCGAAUACGUGAGCACACUCGUUCGGUUCGGCUAGGCGUCAGCCGAACUGAAGCAUUCUGACGCCAUUAGAUGAUUUCCGCUGGGAACAUUGACUCUACUUUCACUUCUUCUCCUCAGACGAUAACUGUACCAACCAUUUCACACCAAAUCAAGUGGCUCGGAUGCAUUGUUAUAUGGAUCUAGUCUACGAGAACUGGCUGAAUGACAGAAGGCCCACCCCCAUCCCUCUCAAGCCCAUGGUGAUUCGACAGAGCUCAGUCUCGGUCUCCAUUCAUUGGCUGCCACCUGUAAGAGGGCCACUUCAUCAAAGGUAGAAUAAGUGUGUAGCUAAAUAUUUUCCUCAUAUCAACAGCAACAGUAAUGAGAUAGUAUGCAUCCCAAAUGGCACCCUAUUCCCUAUAUAGUGCACUACUUUUGACCAGGGCCCAUAGGGAGCCCAUAGUGCACUAUAAAGGGAAUAGGGUGCCAUUUGGGAUGCAGACACAGAUAUUCAUGAAUGAUAAUUACAUUUUGAAAGAUUUUCUGAUACUUACAUUUGAGCACCUCUCUUAACAGUUCUCCUACAGUGGAUAGUGUAAACUGCAGGGACUGUGAGGCAGACGGUGUGUUCCAUCAAUAUGCCUAUGAGGCCACCUCGCCCCGGGUCUGUGACUCCUCCGGAUACUGGACACCUGAAGAGGCUAUUGGUCAGUAUUUCUCUUUUGCCACACAUGGGCCUGUGUGGCUUAGUUAGUACAGCAUGCCACUUGCAAUGUCAGGGUUGUGGGUUCAAUUCCCACUGGGGCCAUCCAUACUAAAAUGUAUGCAUGCACUACUGUAAUUAGGUUUGGAUAAAAGCGUCUGCAAAGUGGCAUAUAUUAUUUAUAUUAUGAUAAUUGCAUUAGCCACUAGUAGCCAGUUUAGUCUAGGAUAGUAGUCUCAAGGCCAAGUUACAUGUCUCUGACACUACAAAAACAUAAUAAAGUGAGCACAUAUUCAUCAUCUGAUAAAUUAUUUAUUUUAAUCUCAUUGAUUUUAGUGUGUUAUUAUGUCCAUUCUGAACACAAAACAUUCAGUUACUUACAGUUUAGGUUCUGCCUUUCUGCAAGGAGGAUCCCCUAUUCUCCUGUGGGUAAGGUGCGUGCAGGGAUAAAGACUGGCUGGAAGAAAAAUAAGAAAAUCAUUAAAUAAUAGUUGCCAGGCUAAAGAACUUCUCUUGUUUUGGCCAUAAGAAAAACAGGGUGCUUGGCAAUGUCAACUUUUGGCAAUGUUGGGUGCCGUCCAACAUUGAACUGUCAUAAAAACUAUGUGUAUCCUGUAGUGCUUUGAAACUUUAUGCUUCAUGUAACAGAUGUUCCUUAUUAUUCCAAUCAAGAUUCUUUGAGUGUGGAGAAGCCCAGUCUUUCGACAUGACGUGUAUAAAACGUUUUGGAAAUUCUACCCAAAUAUGUGGAAAUCCUCCGAUGGAAUUUGUGCUUUGAAAAAAAGACAUAGAGAAGGAGGUGAUUAUUCUCCAUGCUGUACUUUAAUGAUGAUAAAGACAAUUACAGCAUUAUCCAGGAGAGGAGCGUGGAAUCCAUAGUUCUGGGGAGAGACACACAGUCUGUUGACUUUUGUUGUGUACUGUAAUGUAGUUUAUGGGAGGAAGAGAGUCAUCUUACCUGCUUGUCCAUGUGCAAGCCAGGUGUUCACUCAUGGGCCUUGAGAAAUUCAUUUAGAACAGGAAAACAAGAGUUUUACAGAUUGAAAAAUUAAGGAGGCUUUUGUAUAUUUCAAAUGGGUUCAGGGACCAAUCACAAUGGGAAUACAAAACAAAACAUGAUGUGAUUGGUAAAUGAGUUGCAAAGAAGAAAAUAAAUGCAACUCAUUGACAAAUCAUGUUUUGUUUUGUAUUCCCAUGUGAUUGGUCCCUGAACCCAUUGGAGGCCAUUUUUAAAUAUAUAAUUUCUCAGUCUGUAAAACAGUUUUGAAUGCUGAUUGCCGAAACACGUUGGUUUUAUGUUUAACAAUAAAGAAGCACUUUUAUCAACCUCAACUUUCCUCCCAAGAGUUGCUGAAUUUCCUCUUCACUUAAUUUGCCCCUAAAUUGCUACAUAUGAAAAAGUAUGAAUAUGUAUGCACUCGCUACUGUAAGGCGCUCUGGAUAAGAGUGUCUGCUAAAUGACUAAAAUGUAAAUGGACAUUGGUUGGAGAGCGAGGUGGCUGUGUUCCCUUCCCUUAAAGGGGAAAUCUGCAGUUGCUACAUCCAUUUUUGGACUUAAAUAAAUGUAUUGGACCCAUUGAUUCUUGAAGAAUAUAACUUAUAAAUGCCUCAUGAACUUAGUUCAACUGGUGUACCCCAUCAGAACCAAAAUAUAAUACUCCAAUGUUUGUAAACAAUGUAAAUGUAAAGAAACACUUUAUAGCCUCAAAACAUGGUUAAAAUUGUAAUUUUUAUAUCAUGGAUGGUCAGUCCUUGCAUCCAUAGCUCUGACUCUGAAUUUGAGAGUGGUUACAUUUCUCCAGGCCCAUCCCUCAGCUUUUUACCAAAACAGAGGCGGGUGUCCGCUUUGCUUUUGUUUUAACUGCAGAUUCUAGGUUUAACAGGAAAACAAGUUAAGGUUGAUUAGGGCGGGAUUAAAUGCAAUCACGUUAUAGCGCAGCAUACUAUACAGCCGACAAUGCAGCUUUUUAAAGGCAUUUUCCCAGACGUUCGCGGCGAUCGUAUUCAUGUUGGUUCAAGCGUAAAUUGCCAUUAAAAUAGUGCACUGCGCUAUAACGCGCCUUGCAUUAGAUCGCAGCCUAUAUGAAAACCAGUCAAAAUGUUCCACCCCAGUACCAGUGUUACCCUUUUACAAAUGAAUUAAACUGUUAGGCCUCUAAAUUGUUAGGCCUCUAAAUUGAUUUAGGUAAGUUUUAAACAUUAACUGAAUUAAUUAAAAACGCAUACAACAUUUCUUUUUAGGUAAGUGUUACUGUAUACCUCAUUCUUUUCACAGAAACAGAUCUUCCCUUUGAUGUGUUCCUCCACUGAAACCCAAGCAUGCAUUUCCAAACCUGGGGAGUCUAUUUAAGCUUGAGAAAGGGAAAAGUAGUGACAUGGUUAAGUUGCUGAAAGCAGGAAGGAUGAUACACUAAGAUCUUGAAUCACUAGGCUUUCCUGUGGGAGCCGUUUGCCACAUCUGAUACAGCGAUUAAUCUGGGCCUUUCUCUGUUUAUCUGACCAAUUUAGUUUUAUGGUUUGACUUGGCGUGCUGAUGUUUACCCUGAAAAAAUCCACACAUGUGAAGGAGCCACAUUGGGUGCAAAUAGCAGAAGCUGUGGAAGCUGUGGAAGCUGUGGAUGUUCAGGCAUUGGCUGGCUGGGGCUACCGCUGCAGGCGCUCUCCCUCUCUCCAUCCAACAGUUUAGUUCAGUACUCUGCUGAGACAUACUACCUGCUCCUUUUCCCAUUUUUACCACAGAGGAAAUGAACAUGCUUUAUAAAUUGUUAAGCAUGGAUUUCUUUCCUGUGCGAUGUUGCACCUGAGUAUGUUGUGUUCUAGAGGGUGGCUUGGAGAAGACCAGUCCAGUCCACAGCCAGGUUGUGUGGUUUCCCCAAACUCUCUAUACUGUAUGUCUCUCCCUCAGAACAUCACUGGUACUCUCCAGUAACCCUCUUCUUUAAUAAUAGUACAGUCAUGUUUUUUCAGUGAUUCAAAUCAUAAAACAACCUUAGAGAUACUGCACUAACUAAAGUGUCAAUCAGCAGUAGAAACAAUAAAGCGUACUACCCGUUUCGGUAAAAAAAUUAGGGAUGGGGCUGGAGAAACUGUAACUACUCUCAAAUGCAUAGAGCUAUGGAUGCAAGGACUGACCAUCCAUGAUAUCAACAUUAUAGUUUGAACCAUGUUUUGAGGCUAUAUAGUAUUUAUUUUUUUACAUUUACUUUGUUUAUAAACAUUGGAGUACAACAAGCUUAUAUUUUGGGUUCUGAUGUGGUACGACAGUUGAACUAAGCUCAUGAGGCAUUUAUAAGUUAUAUUCUGCAAAAAUCAGCAGGUACAUAUCAUUGAAUUAUAUGUCCAAAAAUGGAUGUAGCAACUGCUGAUUUCCCCUUUAAAGACAAAGAAGAAUUUAAAGUGCCUACCUUUUAAACCAAUGAAUAACCUUCUAACUUGCAGCAUUUUACCUGUGUGGUUGGGCAGGUAAGUUGUAUGUCAUCCGUUAACGGUAACAGUCCAGUGUUUCCAGAUUUCUAUGAAAUAUUACCUAUAAUUAAUUACAAUAUGAGUGAAAUAGUUUUCCUUCCAAACAAUGGUAAUAAAAAUAAAUAAAUAAAUAAAAAUAAAAAAUGUAAAAAGCAGCUUUUCUGUAUUGGAAUGGUGUGGGCAUACCCCAACAACAGAAUGGUGUGGGCGUAUACCGGUCAUUAAAAAUAUUAAAUAUUCCUCUAUGAGGAAAUAGCAAGCAUUUCUGAAACGGUCUGUUUGAGAUACAAGUUUGAGAUGGUAAUUUUCCAAUUUAUGCUUUGGCCAAAAAUAUCAGUAUAGGACGAGUCAAAAACAUUAUUUGGGUAUUAGUUAACAGAAUAUUAACUUUUAAAAGUGAGAUUUUCACUGGACAGUUGCUUUAAGAAGGCUUCAAUUAAAAAAUAAUAAGUUGUGGGCCUAUCUGCUCAACACACUAUCACAGCUUAUUGUGAAAUAGACACUUUGUCAUUUUCUUCACAACGCAUGUUUUAAAUAUUUUUUAUUUUGACCCGUUUUUCGUGAUAUCCAAUUGGUAGUUACAGUCUUGUCCCAUCGCUGCAACUACUGUACGGACUCGGGAGAGGCGAAGGUCGAGAGCCAUGCGUCCUCCGAAACACGACCCUGCCAAGCCGCACUGCUUCUUGACACACUGCUCGCUUAACCCGGAAGCCAGCCGGAGGAAACACUGCAUAACUGGCGACCAUGUCAGCGUGCUUGCGCCCGGCCCGCCACCAGGAGUUGCUAGAGCGUGAUGGGACAAGGACAUCCCGGCCGGCGAAACCCUCCCCUAACCCGGAUGAUGCUGGGCCAAUUGUGCGGCGCCUCAUGGGUCUCCCGGUCGCGGCCGGCUGCGACACAGCCCGGGAUGGAACCCGGGUCUGUAGUGACGCCUCAAGCGCUGCGAUGCAGUGCCUUAGACCGCUGUGCCAUUCACAACGCAUUUGAUGUGUAUUACAUAAUUUUCUUCCUUCGUUAGCUAAGCUAGGGGUUAAGGUCAGGGUUAGGAGUUAAGGUUAGGUUUAGGGGUUAAGGUUAGGUAACAUGCUAGCUAAGUAAUUAAAGGGUUAAGGUUAGGGUUAGUGUGCCAUUGGGGACGCAUCUAGGUGUGGGUAUAUAUAUAUAUAUAUAUAUAUAGUAAAACCAAAUGUGUGUGUGUGUGUUUACAGGCCCUCCAGAUGUAUACCAGCCAUGUGAGCCCAGCCUACAGGCCUGGAGUCCAGAACUCAGCCUGUAUGAUGCCAAUGUGACGUCUCCCUGCCCUGAAACCGAGGGCUGCAUCCUGAUGCUGCGCUUCCUCCACCCUGUGGUCCCUAACAGCCUCACUGUGUGGGUCACCUACAUCUCAGCUGGUGGGUCCCGGGUUCAUUCUAGUUGUCUCCAACAGCAUUCGGAAGUAUUCAGACCCCUUGACUUUUUCCACAUUGUUAUGUUACAGCCUUAUUCUAAAAUGGAUUAAAUCAUCAAUCUACACACAAUACCCCAUAAUGACAAAGUGAAAUCAGGUUUUUAUAAAUUGUAGCUAAUUUAUUUAAAAAAUAAAAACAGAAAUACCUUAUUUACAUAAGUAUUCAGACCCUUUGCUAUGAGACACGGAAUUAAGCUCAGGUGCAUCCUGUUUCCAUUGAUCAUCCUUGAGAUGUUUCUAUGACUUGAUUGGAGUCCACCUGUGGUAAAUUCAAUUGAUUGGACAUGAUUUGGAAAGACACACACCUGUCUAUAUAAGGUCCCACAGUUGACAGUGCAUGUCAGAGCAAAAACCAAGCCAUGAGGUCGAAGGAAUUGUUUGUAGAGCUCCGAGACAGUAUUGUGUCGAGGCACAGAUCUGGGGAAGGGUACCAAAAAAUGUCUGCUGCAUUGAAAGGUCCCCAAGAACUCAGUGGCCUCCAUCAUUCUUAAAUGGAAGAACUUUGGAACCACCAAGACUCUUCCUAGAGCUGACCGCCCGGCCAAACUGAGCAAUCGGGGGAGAAGGGCCUUGGUCAGGGAGGUGACCAAGAACCCGAUGAUCACUCUGAAAGAGCUCCAGAGUUCCUCUGUGGAGAUGGGAGAACCUUGAAGAAGGACAACCAUGACUGCAGCACUCCACCAAUCAGGCCUUUAUGGUAGAGUGACCAGACGGAAGCCACUCCUCAGUAAAAGGCACACGACAGCCCGCUUGGAGUUUGCCAAAAGGCACCUAAAGACUCUCAGACCAUGAGAAACAAGAUUCUCUGGUCUGAUGAAACUGAGAUUAAACUCUUUGGCUUGAUGGCCAGGUGUCACAUCUGGAGGAAACCUGGCACCAUCCCUACGGUGAAGCAUGGUGGUGGCAGCAUCAUACUGUGGGGAUGUUUUUCAGCGGCAGAGACUGGGAGACUAGUCAGGAUCGAGGGAAAGAUGAACGGAGCGAAGUACAGAGAGAUCCUUGAUGAAAACCUGCUUCAGAGCGCUCAGGACCUUAGACUGGCGUGAAGGUUCACCUUCCAACAGGUCAACGACCCUAAGCACACAGCCAAGACAAUGCAGGCGUGGCUUUGGGACAAUUCUCUGAAUGUCCUUGAGUGGCCCAGCCAGAGCCCGAACUUGAAGCCGAUCCAACAUCUCUGGAGAGACCUGAAAAUAACCUGACAGAGCUUGAGAGGAUCUGCAGAGAAAAAUACAGGUGUAGCGUCAUACCCGAGAAGACUCGAGGCUGUAAUCGCUGCUUCAACAAAGUACUGAGUAAAGGGUCUGAAUACUUAUGUAAAUGUAAUUAUUUUUUGUGUUUUAUAAAUUUGCAAGAAUAUUCUAGAAAUCUGUUUUUGCUUUGUCAUUAUGUAUUAUUGUGUGUAGAUUGAUGAGGAAAAAUGUAUUUUUAAUCAAUUAAAGAAUAAGGCAAAAUGUGGAAAAAGUAAGGACUUUAACUGCAUGUGUGACAUAACUCCACCAGUCCUAUUUAGGAUGUCAUUUACAAAGAUUAUACCGUUUUUAAACAUUAUUUUCCAAAAAUAAUGUUUUUUAAAAAUCAAUUAGUAUAUUUGAGUUUAACCAUAAUAUUUGUUCUAAUAUUCCUUCUGUCUUUUCUGGUGGAUUAAACUGAAAUUGCAACCAGCUUUCUAUUGCUUGUUUUAAAAAUAGCUACAUUUUGGAGGUUAUUUUAUUUUCAAAUAACUGAAAGUGAGAGGUUGUAAUCUGAAUGAAGGGGAAAAAGGCCGUUCUUGAACAUGGGGUGACAACAGCAUACAUUUAGCAAUUACUGAAACUCUCCACAAUACAAGCCACGCAUUGUGUCUACCUGAAUGUUAAUGCUUUGGCUGUAAUGUCAAGUCACACCAAAUAUUUUUUCUAGGUGUUUAUGAAUAAAUAAAGGGCCAAGCAUAUGCAUUUUACUAUGGAACUGCUUGAUUAUACAGGUGAUGAUUGUCCACCAUGUUGUCUCUACAGAUAACCAGGCGAUCGCCAACAUCGAGCUAAUAACAGACACAGACGAGUCUCUUGACAUGGGUCCACAGCACGUCUUCUGUGAUGUGCCCCUCACUCUACGUGUGCACACCGAAAAAAGGGUGGCAGCUGUCAAACUGAGCACCUUUGAUGAAAAGAUGGAGAUUGAUGCUAUCCUGCUCACUUCUGGGCCCCAUAAUCCUCUCUGCUCCAGUUGCCAGCCUCUGAUCUACCGAGUUGUCAGGCAACCUGCGUUUUCAGGCGAUCUGGUCCAGCAAACUCUGCUUACAUUUACAGACAGGUAAGAUUGACACUGACAAACACUUUGACCUUAGUCCGGAAAGUUCUCCUGUGCAGACACAGAUUUAUUGUUUGGAGGACAUGUACCACUGCUCCAAGAACUGGGCCCAAGAAUACACACAAAAAAGAAAUCACGAUCAAAAUGUAUGUCAGUUACAAAUAUCAAACAAUGUAAUCUUCUGUAGCAACAGAAGCUGAGAUAUUCGUAAUUCUAGUGUUUUGGUCUGGUAUUGUUUUCGCAACACAAAAACCAAAUGUAUUCAGUAGGCUUCUUAGCCCUAGCUACUGAUCCAAAUCAACAUCAAGGGCCUUAUUCAAGAUAACUUUUUGAAAGGAUUCUGGCGUACAUCAAAGCAUUUUUAUCCCACACUGUGAGAAAAGGUGUUAAGUUGAUUAUCUGAAUCAACUUAACAACUUAAGUGUUCUUUGUUUUUUAUUCUGUUCUAAGCUUACUUUUAUUCAUAACAGUCUGCUUGGAUUCUAUAUUAGCAUCAUACACAAUUUUUUGUGAAUGAGUUUGUAAUUUUCCACAAACACUUUCUGGGAUGUUUCUUUUCAAGCGCUUAGUUGCAGAAGUAGGUGGAUAUGCUUAAGAGGUCACGUUGAGGAAUACAUUUGGUUUCAUCUCUAAAAGUUCCACAAGCAGCAGUAAGUGCAAAAAGAUGUAAAAACCAAGGGGAAUUAAGUUAUGUGGAGGGAAGAGAGGCAGUCUCUGGAAUAUAAACCAAAUGUGACCAGCAGAAACAGUAAACACCCGUGGCUGUUUGGAGCUGUUCCUCAGCUAUUUCCUCUCGCUGAAGGCUCUGUACUGUAUGCUCAUCAUGGUUAGUAUAUGAUAAGUGAGAGGCCUGUCAUUUGGAAAAGGGGGUGAAGAGAGAGAAGUGGGGUGUAUUGCAGGAGAGAGAAAAAAGAAAGGUUAAGCAUUGUGACUGACUUUGAGUCUACACUGCCACCAAGAGGUAUAUCUGACAAAGCAAGAUUGUUUUGCACUUGAUAUCCUAAUCCUUAAAAAUAGACUCACACUUUUGGUCCAUUAGUUGAGAAAAAACACUUUUGGGGUAUGUGUGAAAUAUAGGUAGGAUGAAGUUAUGUCGUAACUCCAUGGUCAAGGAUGUAUUAUUUCCCCCUGACCCUCAUCGUCUGGUUUCUACUACUUCGUGGCUCAAAUUUGACUCGUACAUUAAUAACUGAUUGUAUAAUUCCAGUGUCCAUUAAGGCACAAAACUACCCUAAGUCUAAGUCCUGACAAAAAAAAAAACACAGAGACUCCUGUAAAAUUUCCUCAGGUGGAAUGCUAGAGAGAGAGGGCUCUUAGAGCUGAUCCAUAAUUAAUAAGGGUAAUUUGUAGCGGGAGGAAAUCCAACACGCCUGAGAGAGUAGAUGAUGUGCAUUUUUGUAGGCAUUCCUUACAGCUGGCCGGAGACAAUGGUAAUCAAGCAGUGCUGCCGGGAAAUCAAAGGUAGGCUCUUUUUAUAGUUUGGAGCUGACCAAAACAGCUCAAUAGCCCUGGGACAGGAGGUAUGAUAUCACCGUACCCACUGUACACCCAGUUUAGGUUUAAGGUCACUGCUUCCUACAGCAAGGUUAGAUGACUAGGUGACUCUGGACACAGAUACACAAGGCAAGAACCAGUGUUGGGGAAGCUAAUCUGAAAAUGAAGUUUACCAAGCAAGCAACUAUUUCACACUGGAAGAAGUUAAGCUACACUAAAGCUAAAAAUAUAUAUAAUUUACUUAAUUAAAGUUACUUUGAAAAACUAGUUCACUAAUCAAGCUACUUCGUGAAAAAUUAUCAUACAGUGGGGAAAAAAAAGUAUUUAGUCAGCCACCAAUUGUGCAAGUUCUCCCACUUAAAAAGAUGAGAGAGGCCUGUAAUUUUCAUCAUAGGUACACGUCAACUAUGACAGACAAAAUGAGAAUUCUUUUUCCAGAAAAUCACAUUGUAGGAUUUUUAAUGAAUUUAUUUGCAAAUGAUGGUGGAAAAUAAGUAUUUGGUCAAUAACAAAAGUUUCUCAAUACUUUGUUAUAUACUUUGUUAUAUACCCGUUGUUGGCAAUGACACAGGUCAAACGUUUUCUGUAAGUCUUCACAAGGUUUUCACACACUGUUGCUGGUAUUUUGGCCCAUUCCUCCAUGCAGAUCUCCUAUAGAGCAGUGAUGUUUUGGGGCUGUCGCUGGGCAACACAGACUUUCAACUCCCUCCAAAGAUUUUCUAUGGGGUUGAGAUCUGGAGACUGGCUAGGCCACUCCAGGACCUUGAAAUGCUUCUUACGAAGCCACUCCUUCGUUGCCCGGGCGGUGUGUUUGGGAUCAUUGUCAUGCUGAAAGACCCAGCCACGUUUCAUCUUCAAUGCCCUUGCUGAUGGAAGGAGGUUUUCACUCAAAAUCUCACGAUACAUGGCCCCAUUCAUUCUUUCCUUUACACAGAUCAGUCGUCCUGGUCCCUUUGCAGAAAAACAGCCCCAAAGCAUGAUGAUCUUUUAUACUGAUAACAAGUUCAAACAGGUGCCAUUAAUACAGGUAACGAGUGGAGGACAGAGGAGCCUCUUAAAGAAGAAGUUACAGGUCUGUGAGAGCCAGAAAUCUUGCUUGUUUGUAGGUGACCAAAUACUUAUUUUCCACCAUAAUUUGCAAAUAAAUUCAUAAAGAAUCCUACAAUGUGACUUCUGGAUUAUUUUUUCUCAAUUUGUCUGUCAUAGUUGACGUGUACCUAUGAUGAAAAUGACAGGCCUCUCUCAUCUUUUUAAGUGGGAGAACUUGCACAAUUGGUGGCUGACUAAAUACUUUUUUUCCCCACUGUAUGUAAAUCUGAAAUGUCAUAGACUACAAACAGAUCACUUUACCCCAGUGUUACAGGUUAGCGUGCCUUCAGAAAGUAUUCACACCGCUUGACUUUUUCCACAUUUUGUUGUGUUACAGCCUGAAUUUAAUAUGGAUUGAGAUUUUGUGUCACUGGCCUACACACAAUACCCCAUAAUGUCAAAGUGGAAUUAUGUUAAUUUGUUUUAUUUUUACAAAUUAAUAAAAAAUGAAAGGCUGAAAUGGCUUGAGUCAGUAAGUAUUCAACCCCUUUGUUAUGGCAAGCCUAAAUAAGUUCAGGAGUAACAAUUUGCUUAACAAGUCACAUAAGUUGCAUGAACUCACUCUUUGUGCAAUAAUAGUGUUUAACAUGAUUUCUAAAUGACUACCUCAUCUCAGUACCACACACAUACAAUUAUUUGUAAGGUCCCUCAGUCGAGAAGUGAAUUUCAAACACAGAUUCAACCACAAAGUCCAGUGAGGUUUUCCAAUGCCUCACAAAGAAGGGCACCUAUUGGUAGAUGGAUAAAAAAAAAAGCAGACAUUGAAUAUGUAGUGAACUAGUACAAAAAAAAGUAUGAAAAUGUAUGCACUCUUUACUGUAAGUUGCUCUGGAUAAGAGAGUCUGCUAAAUUACAAAAAUGUAAAUGUAAUAUCCCUUUGAGCAUGGUGAAGUUAUUAAUUACACUUUGGAUGGUGUAUCAAUACAUCCAGUCGCUACAAAGAUACAGGCUUCCUUCCUAACUCAGUGGCCGGAGAGGAACGAAACCACUCAGGGAUUUUACCAUGAGGCCAAUGGUGACUUUAAAACAGUUACAUAGUUGAAUGGCUGUGAUAGGAGAAAACUGAGAAUGGAUCAACAACAUUGAAGUUACUCCACAAUACUAACCUAAAUGACAGAGUGAAAAGAAGGAAGCCUAUAUAGAAAAAUGUCACGUUGUAUAAUGAUUAGAAGACAGGCACAGGAAUACGUAUUAGGGGUUUUAUUACUCCACCCAACACAAACACGUGUAUAUAUAUAUAUAUAUAUACACAAAAGGGAUGUAACCCAAACAAAGAGCGAGGUGUAACUCUACACAAUACACGGGACGAGACCCGUAAACAACAAGAUCACACUUUACGGUACUCACGAGACCAACGGACAAUAAUCAACAAGGACAAUGGGGAGCAGAGGGCACAUACAGUGGCUUGCGAAAGUAUUAACCCCCCUUGGCACGACCACAUGGACGCAGUGCGGGUCGGUCAGGGUGCCGACGGUGAAAAUCCCUGGUCAGCGAAGCGUCCAGGAUGUCCACCGCAGGAACCCAGCACCGCUCCUCUGGGCAGUACCCCUCCCAGUCGAUGAGGUAUUGGAGACGCCCCACCCGACGACUCGAAUCCAGGACUUCACGGACCGAGUACGCCGGACCUCCCUCGAUGUUCAGAGGAGGAGGCGGGGGCGUCACUGGGUCCAGCCUCAGCGAGGGGACCAGGCACCACUGGCCUGAGGAGAGACAAAUGAAAAGUCGUAUUAAUGCGGUAAUCAGCAGGGAGUUGCAAACGGUACGUUACCUUAUUAACCCUCCUCAGGACUUUAAACGGCCCCACAAACCGCGGGCUCAGCUUCCGGCAGGGCAUGCGGAGGGGCCGGUUCCGGGUGGAGAGCCAGACCCGGUCGCCUGGAGAGAAAACAGACGCCUCACUGUGGUGGCGGUCGGCCUGUACCUUGUGGCGACGCAAAGCCCGCUGGAGUCGAGUGUGCGCAGUGUUCCAGAUCUCCUCAGCGCGCCGAAACCACUCUUCCCCCGCAGGGGCCUCGGUCUGGCUCGGAUGCCAAGGUGCCAGGGCCGGCUGAUACCCCAACACGCACUGGAAAGGAGAGAGGUUAGUGGAGGAGUCGCGGAUGGAAUUCUGCACGUACUCAGCCCAAGGUAGAAAAUCUGCACACUCCCCCAGCCGGUCCUGCCAGUAACACCCCAGGAACCUGCCCACUUCCUGAUUGACCCCCUCCACCUGCCCAUUAGCUUGAGGACGGUACCCAGAGGUGAGACUGACUGUGACCCCUAGGCGUUCCAUGAACGCUUUCCAAACGCGUGAUGUGAACUGAGGACCACGGUCUGACUCAAUGUCCUCCGGGAUCCCAUAGUGCCGGAAGACGUGCGUAAAAAGAGCCUCCAUGGUUUGCAUGGCCGACGGGAGCCCAGGCAGAGGAAGGAGGUGACAAGCUUUGGAAAACUGGUCCACAACGACGCAAACGGUGGUGUUCCCCUGGAAGGGGGGAAGGUCAGUGACAAAGUCCACCGAGAGGUGAGACCAGGGUCGUUGUGGAACCGGCAGGGGAAGGAGCUUUCCAUAAGGGAGGUGUCUGGGUGUCUUAGACUGGGCACAGAUGGAGCAGGAAGAGACCCGGACGUCCCAAGCCAAGGCGGGCCACCAGUACUUCUCAGUCAGGCAGGCGAUGGUACGGCCUAUCCCAGGAUGACCCGACACAGGUGCAUUGUGCGCUCAGGAAAGGAGACAGUCCCGCACACCCGUGGGCACUUAGGCGCGGUUCUCUUGGCAAUGUGUAGGUACGGGUUCCGUACGCAGGGCCUGCCGUAUGUCGGCGUCCAUGUCCCACACCACUGGUGCGAUGAUACGGAACGGAGGGAUGAUGGGGUCUCCUCUUCCUGCCUCUCCUCUGCCUGGGUUGGAGCAGGGGAAUUCCCUGGCUUGUCACCUCCUCGCCUAUUAGUGGAUAGAGGGCAGUUCGGGGAGAAAGGACCCCUUUCUCCACCAUAGGAGCAGAGGCCCAGAUUCCUCCUACGCUCUGCCUCCGGUCAGUGCCGAUAUGACUGUGGCAACCCUGUCUCUCCCGGAGACAGCCUCGGCGUAGCGAGCGAGGUACAGGUCGCAUUGCAGAAGGAAUCCCUUGCAUCUCGCUGGCGCGCCGUCUAAGCGCUCGGGGAGGGACAGGGGUAUUCCGCGGACCGGCUCAGAUGGAACGGAGGCAGGUAGUGGUGGUGUGGAGGAUGGUGCCGGAACCAGUCCUGGAGACUGGAGGGACUGCACUUUCCCCUCCAACCGCAGGAUGGUUGCCAGCACGCUGUCCAUGGUGCUGCUGAGUCUGGAGAAACAGUCCUCGUGAUGCUGGACUGUCUCUAUGAUGGUCGCCAGCUCGGCCUUUCCCGCUGUAUCCAUUUUUAUAGGUUGAUUAUUCUGUCACGUUGUACAAUGAUUAGAAGACAGGCGCAGGAAUAAGUAUUAGGGGUUAAAUUACUCCACCCAACACAAACACGUAUAUAUAUACAAAAGGGAUGUAACUCAAACAAAGUGUGAGGUGUAACCUCUACACAAUACACGGGACGAGACCUGUAAACAGCAAGAGCACACUACACGGUACUAACGAGACCAAUGGACAUGGGACAAUAAUCGACAAGGACAAUGGGGAACAGAGGGCACAUAUAUACACAAACUAAUCAGGGGGGAAUGGGAACCAGGUGUGCGUAAUGAGACAAGACAGUCCGGGGUUGGUGGUAAUGAUCCAUGUCAGUGAUGCCUAGAAAGCCGGUGACGUAGACCUCAGACCUCCGGAACUGGUGAACGGAAUGAGCAGCAGUACGGGGGGGAUCCGUGACAAUAAAAAAUAUUCCAAAACAUGCAUCCUGUUUGCCACUAAAAUAAUACAACGUUUUGUUCUUAAUACAAGGGGUUAUGUUUGCAGCAAAUCCAACACAACACAUCACUGAGUACCACUCUUCAUAUUUUCAAGCAUAGUGGUGGCUGCAUCAUGUUAUGGGCAUGGUUGUCAUCGGCAAGGACAAGGGAGUUAUUUAGGAUAAAAAUAAAUGGAAUAGAGUUAAACACAUGCAAAAUCCUAUAGGAAACCCUUGUUCAGUCUGCUUUCCAACAGACACUGGGAGACAAAUGCACCAUUCAGCAGGAAAAUAACCUAAAACACAAGGCCAAAUAUACACUGGAGUUGCUUACCAAGACGACAUUGAAUGUUCCUGAGCAGCCUAGUUAUGUUUUGACUUAAAUCGGCUUGAAAAUCUAUGGCAAGACUUGAAAAUGGCUGUCUAGCAAUGAUCAACAACCAACUUGACAGAGCUUGAAGAAUUUUAAAAAUAAUAAUAUGCAGAUAUUGUACAAUCAAGGUGUGCAAAGCUCCUAAAGACUUUCCCAGAAAGACUCACAGCUGUAAUUGCUGCCAAAGGUAAUUCUAACAUGUACUGACUCAGGGGUGUAAAUAAUUAUGUACAUGAGAUAUUUCUGUAUUUCAUUUUCAAUAAAUUUGCACAUUCACUUUUUCAUUAUGGGGUAUUGUCUGUAGAUGGGUGAGAUUAUGAUAAUUUUUUAUCCAUUUUGACUUCCGUCUGGAACUCAAAAACAUGUGGAAUAAGUAUAUGAAUACUUUCUGAAGGCACUGUAGCCUAUUAAACACAAAAACAAUGUUUCAAGUGAGAAUUUGGCAGGUCUGAUGCCAAAAAGGAAAGGACGUUUUUGCUUAUGUAACACACUAUAGAAACUACUUUAGAGUUACUAUGUACGAUGUGAAAACAGUCUAUUUAGGUUCGAAAGGAGACUGGUAUCUAAAGCAAUGUAAUCUAAUAAGGCAAGGGAAAAAAACAUUCAAUAUCAACUAAAGGAAGAAUACUGCAAGGACUUUGUGACAUACGUUCGAAGUUGAAGUUGAUCUAUUGUUGAAAUCAUUUGUUUUAUAUUUUUUUAUGUUCAAAGAUCAAUGCACAACAACAGAGUAUCAUAACCGUAAUGACCGUAAUUCACAACAAUACAGUUUUGUCCAAUACAGUACUAAAAAAUAAUUAUAAACUGUGUACCCAAUAAAACAUUUAUGUGAGUACACGCAAUUAUCUCAGUUCAGUUCCUACAACGAUGCACCAGUCAAAUAUCCCUAAGUAGAGAUGAAGCAAUGAUAAUGAUUGUAGAAGCUGUAGAUGAUGACCCUCUGUAGAUGGUGAAGUAGUUUCAAGUUUCAUUAGUCGUACGGGAUACGCAUUAUAUACAUCGUCCAACGAAAUGUCUACUUGCAGGUUCCUUCUCAACAAUGCAACAACAAUAAGAAAUAGUAAAAAAUAAGAAUACGAACAUACAGUAAAUGGUAGUGGUAUAGAAUAAACAUUUUAGCAUAAGUAUAAUACAGGAAGGCACAAUUUAUAGUACAAUAUUUACAUGUGUAUUGGGGACGGGGGGAUGGGGGUGCGGAGAAUCAGAGCAGGUGGUCAGUCCAGUUCAAGUGUUCAGCAGUCUGUUGGCUUGUAGAUAAAAACAUUCUCUGUUGGUUUCAGACCUCAUGCUCCAAUACCGUCUGCCCGACGGUAAGGGAGAGAACAGCUCGUGGCUGGGGUAUGUGGUGUCCUUGAUGAUGCUGCGUGCCUUCCUCAGGCACCGUUUUGAGUAGAUGUCCUGUAUGGGUGGGAACACUGUCCCAGUGAUGUACUGGGCCGUCUUCACCAUCCGCUGGAGGGCCUUGCGGUCAUGGACGGAGCAAUUCCCGUACCAGGCCAUGAUGAAACCAGUCAGGACGCUCUCAAUGGUGCAGUGGAAGUAUUUGGAGAGGACUCGGGGCGGCAUGCAUAAUUUAUUCAGCCGCCUUAGGAAGUAGAGAUGCUGUUGCGUUUUCUUGACAAGAGUGGUGGUGGUUUUGGUCCAUGAUAAGUCCUCGGUAAUGUGGAUGCAGCGGAACUUAAAACUUGUGACUCUCUCUACUACAGUCCCAUUGAUGUCGAUCUGGGCAUGUUCCCUCCUCUGCUUCCUGACGUCAACAAUCAACUCCUUUGUUUUGCUGGCUUUGAGGGAGAGGUUGUUUUCAUGACACCACAAUUCCAAUUCACUUACCUCCUCCCUAAAGCAUGACUCGUCAUUGUUGGUUAUCAAGCCUACAAUGAUGGUGUCCUCAGCAAACUUGAUAAUGGAGUUGGUGUUGUGCAAGGCCACGCAGUCGUGGGUGAACAGGGAGUACAGCAGAGGACUGAGGACACACCCCUGGGGGGCCCCUGUGUUAAGAGUCAGUGUGGAGGAGGUAUGGUUGACAAUCCUCACAGCCUGUGGUCUGCCCGUCAGGAAGUCCAGGAUCCAGUUGCAGAGAGUGGUGUCCAGACCUAGGGCAUUGAGCUUGGUGUCGAGGUUGGAGGGAACAAUAGUGUUGAAUGCUGAACUGUAGUCGAUGAACAGCAUUCUCACAUGGGUGUUCCUCUUGUCCAGAUGUGUUGCGGCCGUGUGAAUAGCGAUGGAAAUGACAUCUUUCGUGGAUCUGUGGGCCAUGACCAGCCUCUCAAAGCACUUCAUGAUGACCGAGGUGAGCGCUACGGGGCGAUAGUCAUUUGGCCAUGUCACCUUGUUUUUCUUGGGCACUGGGAUGAUGGUGGUAUCCUUAAAGCAGGUGGGGACUACAGCCUGGGACAGGAACAGGUUGAAGAUGUCUGAGAAGACACCCGCCAGCUGGUCAGCACACACUGUGAGGUCGCGGGGAUGCCAUAUGGGCCCGCGGCUUUGUGAGUAUUCAUUUGAUAGUUUUCCUCACCUGGUCAUCCGGAGCAGCGAGAGUCUUCCUGGAUGGCUCAGUAUUGUCUGCCUCGAAGCGAGAAUAGAAUGUGUUAAGCUCAUCUGGGAGGCUUCGGUGGGCACCGCACAGCUGGAUUUUCCAUUUUAGUCUGUGAAAGUCUGUAGUCCUUGCCACAUGCGAUGACAGUCUGAGUUGUCGAACAUCAAUUUAAGUUUGAGUCUGUAUUGUCUUUUUGCAUCCCUAAUGGAUUUGCGGGAGCUCGUACUGGCUUGCCUUUUACGUAUCGCGCGCCACAGAGUCAUCAGGGUUCAUUCUGCUGACAUUGAAUGCUGCAGUACGGGCUCUCUGCAUUGUACAGAUAUCUCCGUUCAUCCAGGGUUUUUGGUUGGGGUAUGUCUGGAUUGUUAUUGUGGGUACAACGUCAUUAACACAUUUCCUAAUGAAGCCUGUGACUGACAAUGUAUAUAUCUGAAUGUUGAUGGAUGAGUCCUGAGUGGAUGAAUCUUUGGACAUAUUCCAAUCAGUAUUCUCAAAACAAUCCAGCAGCAUUGAGUCUGCCUCCUCUGUCCAGUGCCUCACUAUUCUCUUUGUUGGAGGCUCCCUCUUGAGUUGCUGCUAGGCGGGGAGUAGGAACAGAGAAAAUUGAUCUGAUGGAUGUUUGUGUAUACAUGGUCAAGCACGGCGGAUCCUCUUGUGGGGAAGGAUACCCUGCUGGUGAUAUUUGGGGGAAAUUUGUUUUAGACAGGCUUGGUUAAAGUCACCCCUGACAAUAAAGACUGCCUCUGUGCAGUUUGUUGAGUGCCACCUUGGUGUUUGUUUGUGGCGGUAUGUACACAGUUGUGAUAAAAACACAUGUGAAUUCCAUUGGCAUAUAGUGGGGUCGGCAUUUUAGCAUCAGAAACUCCAGAUUCGGGUGAACAGGAGCUUGCGUUGUUUUCAACUUCGGUACACCAGGAAUUGUUUAUAAGGAAACAUACUGUAGCAGGUGAUGAUGGACGGAGUCAGACGCAGGAAAGGAAAUCAUGGAAUAAAUGGUUUAAUCAAUAAACAGAGGUACGCAGCAAUGCGUAAUACCCACUAGUGCAGACAAACGGCGCACUGGGGGGAAUAAUGCACACGGGUGAAUAACCCAGCGAUACACAAAUAGGAACGAGCUCCACCGAGCUAUAAUCUCCUCUACAAUAAACAAUCACACACAAAGAAAAGGGGGCAGAGGGAACACUUAUACAGGUACUGAUGAGGGGAUAUGAACAAGGUGUGUAUAAUAAACAAGACAAAACAAAUGGAAUGAUAAGAUGAGGAGCGGCAGUGGUUAGAAGGCCGGUGUCGACGAACGCCGAAGCCUGCCCGAACAAGGAGAGGAGGCAGCUUCGGAGGAAGUCUUGACAGUACCCCCCCCCCUCCCCUUGACGCGCAGCUCCAGCAACGCGCCGACACCGGCCUCGGGGACGGCCAGGAGGAUGCGGAGCAGGGCGAGCCAGAUGGCAAUGGUGGAAAUCCCGCAACAGGGAGGGUUUGAGGAUAUCCCUCACCAGGACCCAAUACCGCUCCUCCUGACCGUACCCCUACCACUCCACGAGGUACUGAAGGUCCCUCACCCGACGCCUAGAAUCCAGGAUGGAAUGGACGGAGUAUGCCGGGGACCCUCGAUGUCCAGAGGGGGUGGAGGGACCUCCCGCACCUCAGACUCCUAGAGCGGACAAGCCACCACCGGCCUGAGGAGAGACACAUGGAACGAGGGGUUAAUACGGUAAUCUGGAGGGAGUAGUAACCUAUAGGUAACCUCGUUUAUCCUCCUCAGGACUUUGAACGGCCCCACAAACCGCGGGCUCAGCUUCCGGCAGGGCAGGCGGAGGGGCAGAUUCCGGGUCGAGAGCCAGACCCGAUCACCCAGUACAAAGACCGGGCCUCACUGCGGUGGCGGUCAGCGUUGGCCUUCUGGUGAGUAACGGCGCGCUGGAGGUGGACGUGAGCAGCGUUCCACGUCUCCGCCGCGCGCCGAAACCAGUCAUCCACCGCAGGAGCUUCGGUUUGGCUCUGAUGCCACGGUGCCAGAACCGGCUGAUAACCUAAAACACAUUGGUAUGGCAAUAGGUUAGUGGAGGAGUGGCGGAGAGAGUUCUGGGCAUAUUCGGCCCAUGGCAAGAACACUGACCACUCCCCCGGCCGGUCCUGGCAGUAGGACCGCAGGAACCUACCCACACCCUGAUUCACCCGUUCCACCUGCCCAUUACUCUCGGGGUGAAACCCAGAGGUCAGGCUGACCGAGACCCCCAGACGUUCCAUGAACGCCUUCCAGACCCUGGCACCAAGUAGCGCCGGUCAGACACUAUGUCCUCUGGCACCAAGUAGCGCCGGAAGACGUGAGUAAACAGGGCCUCCACAGUCUGCAGGGCCGUGGGGAGACUGGGCAGAGGAAGGAGGCGGCAGGCUUUUGAAAAGCGUUCCACAAUGACCAGGAUGGUGGUGUUACCCUGAGAGAGGGGAAGAUCAGUGAGAAAGUCAAUACACAGGUGAAACCAUGGUCGUUGUGGAACUGGUAAGGGCUGUAACUUACCCGCUGGGAGGUGCCUAGGUGCCUUACUCUGGGUGCACACCUAGCAGGAGGAGACAUACACCCUCACGUUCUUAGCCAAGGUAGGCAACCAGUACUUUCCGAUCAGGCACCGCACUGUACGGCCGAUACCUGGGUGACCAGAGGAGGGGGACGUGUGUGCCCAAUAUAUCAGACGGUCACGGACAAGAGACUGCACGUACCACAGCCCAGCUGGGCACUGAGGUGGAGAUGGCUCUGUGCGUAACGCCCGCUCUAUGUCCGCAUCCAUCGCCCACACCACCAGCGCCACAAUGCAGGAGGCCAGGAGUAUGGGGGUGUUGUCUAUUUGCCUCUCCUCUGUGUCGUACAGCCGUGACAGUGUGUCUGCCUUCAAGUUCUUCGUACCCGGGAUGUAAGACAGUGUAAAAUCUAACCGGGUGAAGAAUAGGGCCCACCUGGCCUGGCGAGGGGUCAGUCUCCUCGCUGCCCGGAUGUACUCCAGGUUACGGUGGUCCGUCCAGACAAGGAAAUGGUGUUUCGCCCCCUCGAACCAGUGCCUCCACACGGUCAGGGCUCUAACAACAGCCAACAGCUCCCGAUCACCAACGUCGUAGUUCUGCUCCGCCGGGCUGAGCUUCUUGGAGAAGAAGGCACAGGGGCGGAUCUUGGGUGGCAUGUCCGAGCAUUGAGAUAGGACGGCGCCUAUCCCUAACUCGGACGCAUCCACCUCCACUACGAACGGUAGUGAUGGAUCGGGAUGGGCCAGUACCAGGGCUGAGGUGAACAGAACCAUGAAUGUCCCGAAACACCUCGUUCACAAAGGACUGGAAGACUAAUGGAGCAUUCAUCAAACCGUACGGCAUCACCAGGUAUUCGCAAUGCCCCGUGGUUGUGCUGAAUGCUGUCUUCCACUCGUCCCCCUCUCGGACACGCACCAGGUUGUACGCACUCCAGAGAUCUAAUUUUGUGAAGACGCGCUCCCCGUGCAUUGACUCUUCGGACACGCACCAGGUUAUACGCACUCCAGAGAUCUAAUUUUGUGAAGACACGCGCCCCAUGCAGGCCCCUUCCAAAACGUCCACUAGAAGCCAGCAGGUUGUCCAUCCGGAUGGCCAUGUUCACCAGUUGAUUGAAGGACAACGUGGUGUCCCGGCAGGCUAGCUCCCUUCGGACAUCCUCUUGCAGGUGGCACUGGAAAUGGUCGAUGAGGGCCCGUUUGUUCCACCCGGACACAGCCGCUAGAGUCCUGAACUCCAGAGCAAAGUCCUGCGCGGUCCUCGUCCCCUGCCUCAAAUGGACCAGCCGCUCGCCCGCCUCGCUCCCUUCAGGAGGGUGAUCAAAGACGGCCCGGAAGAGGCGAGCAAACUCCCCGUAGUUGUCCAACGCGGCUCCUCCUUCACGGAGUCAGACGCUGGAGAGGAAAUCACGGAAUAAAUUGUUUAAUCAAUAAACAGAGGUACGCAGCAAUGCGUAAUACCCACCAAUGCGGACAAACGGCGCACUGGGGAAAAGAAGGCACACGGGUGAAUAACCCAGCGAUACACAAAUAGGAACGAGCUCCACCGAGCUAUAAUCUCCUCUACAAUAAACAAUCACACACAAAGAAAAGGGGGCAGAGGGAACACUUAUACAGGUACUGAUGAGGGGAUAUGAACCAGGUGUGUGUAAUAAACAGGACAAAACAAAUGGAAUGAUGAGAUGAGGAGCGGCAGUGGCUAGAAGGCCGGUGUCGACGAACGCCGAAGCCUGCCCGAACAAGGAGAGGAGGCAGCUUCGGAGGAAGUCGUGACACAUACCCCUCCCCCCCCGACUCUUACCAGAAGCUGCCGUUCGAUCCAUUCGGAAUAUGGAGAAUAGCAGAGUAGAGUGUAUUGUCCCUAAGCCACAUCUCAGUAAAAACAAAGACACAGCAUUCCCUGAUGUCCCACUGUGAUUGAAGCCUUGCUCUGAGUUUACAAAGUUUAUUUUCCAGCGAUUGGACAUUAACCAUCAGGAUACUAGGAGAGGAGGCCGUGUAGCCCGUCUUUUCAGCCUAGCUUGGAGUCCCCCUUUCCUUCCUCUUCUUUGUCGCCGGCAUUGCCUUAGGUCAUCUCGGCCAGGAGCAACAGGUAGGCCCACUGUGCGGGAAACAAAGGAGCGAAUGCAGUAUUCCAGAUCUGGGAGGCUGAGAGAGAAAUGUGUAGCUUCCGAUUCAUGAUCCAGAAGUGUUUGUCGAUCGUAGGAAAUUAUUGCACUAACAUUCUGAGCAAACAAAGUAAUAAUUCCUUCUACAUCUGCAUUGCUUGCUGUUUGGGGUUUUAGGUUGGGUUUCUGUAUAAGCACUUUGUGACAUCUGCUGAUGUAAAAAGGGCUUUAUAAAUAAAUUGUAUUCAAUUUGAAUAAUUAACACAAAAAAGCUACGCCGAGCAGAAACCAGCAAGACAGGUGCCCUCCUCAGCAUCACCAUCUAGUUUGUAGAAGAUGGCAGGUGGCGCUGGUGCCGUCAAAUCAAACGGGGGGUACAAAACCUAUUCAGUCUCUUACUUUAAUCAUCAUGUAGAGGUUUCAAAAGGAUUUACAGAUUAUGUUGCAAAACCCACAUUCUUCUCCACAAGGCAACUACAGCCGAGCGCCAUUACUGUUCAAUCACUCUCAUACAAAGCAAUGCACAUGUAGCGAUAGCAAAUGCAAAAUCCAAAACGUUCUAAAAUCUAAAUGAUCAUCACUCUCAAAAGCAUACAGUACAUGUUUAUGUCAAUAUCCUGACUGAUUUUAGAUUGUAAAUAUCAUGUGCACUUUAGUUAUUCAUCAAGACAGGCAUAGAAUUUGGCUAGCAUAAAGCUAACUCACCAGGAUUCUCUUUUCAUAAACAUCAAAGGAAAAAACGUCAGAAUUCCCCUCUGGUUCAGCUCACUCUGAUUAUCUAAGCGCUCGAUUCUUCUGUAGUAGUAAAUAUUCAGUAUACUACACAACUUUGUUUCCAGUAAGUUAUCUAAGUUAUCAACAUUCAAUAUUUCUAGGUUUCUUCUAGGUUUCUUUCUGCUUCACAGUUCGUGGGCACUCUCGCCAAAAGGCAAGAGGGAAAAGAGCGAGAUCAGAGAGACCGCAAAAGACAUUCAGACUGUAGGGGUCGCCAAAAAACUCCCAACUCAUAGAAUUAGUGUAAAGAAGUUAGGACCUGUCUUGUUUUGUGAAAACUUUAGGAAAUUACUAAAAUAGCAUGGGAUACACUUACUUCACCUAUAUUUUAUUUUAUGCAAAAAAAAGUAGUAUAUAGUUCCAGUAGUUAGCUACACCGCUACAUGGCAAAAAAAAAACUACCACCAAGCUACUGCCAAAUGUAGUUAAAAUAGGGUAGUGGGUUCGAUCCCCGGGACCACCCAUACACAAAAAUGUAUGCACGCAUGACUGUAAGUCGCUUUGGAUAAAAGCGUCUGCAAAUGGCAUAUUAUUAUUAUUAUUAUUAUUAUUAUUAUUAUUAUUAUAUUAUUAUUAUUAUUAGUAGUAAAAUACUAGUUGAACUACAUGUAUAGUUCACUACUCCCCAACACUGACAAGAACAAUCUGUUUUGUUAUUGUGUAUUGUGUGUGUGCACUGUGCAGUGUCCAUCUAACCUUGCUGUUCAAAAUGGUUGUUGAUUGAUAUAACUUUUUAGUUUUUGGUCAUUUUGUAUCUCUAUGCAACAAUUCGACCUGGAAAUAAUCCAAAAUGUUAAUUAUAUCUGUAUUUAGGAAUACAUUUCCAUGAGACAAGCAUGUCAUUUGAACAAUGUUUACACUUGAAUGUUGCAUGUUUUGAUGUGUUCCUACAGUGACGUUGUAAAGGAUGAGGAGUACCAGUACAGAGUUCAGGUGGAAGCAGACGGUCUCCUCAGUGAGCUCUCCCCACCUCUCCUCUACACCCAUGGAGCUGCCUACUGCGGAGACGGACUACUCCAGAGGUCAGUCAGUUUACACAGUAUUCACAUCACAGAUAUGUCAUAUUUUCUCUCAUCCAUUGUAGACAACACCAACAGUAGAAUGACAAUGUACAUAAUAUAUGAUUAAAUUCAUACUAUUAAUUGAGACACAGCAAUGUUGUAAUCAUGGUAAAAAAAAGUCAACCUUCAUCACUUUGGACAGACAGUUUCAAAUACACAGGACAUGAUGUUAUAUAAAAUCCCUAAGAAGAUCAUGAGCACUAACCUCAAACUUGAGACAAGGAUAGGGAUAGACAGGUUCAUUAAGUUAGCAAGUGUGUAAGUCACACCAAACUACAGUAUGUGUGUUUGUAAUGAAAGUGUAUGGCCUAUGGAGAUGACUGAUCCUUAUUGUCUCUCUCUCUCUCUGUAGGACAGAGGACUGUGAUGAUGGCAAUCUGUUGGAUGGUGAUGGCUGCUCUAAGAAGUGCCACAUGGAGUCAGGCUUCAACUGCAAUGGUGAGUGAAGAACAGACAAGACUGCUCUCCUAAUCCUUGUCUCAGUCUACAGUCUGUGGACUGACCGCAACAGAAGCCCAACUAGACCAUGUUGAUGGAACUCAACCAAAACGGUAAUUGCAAGCAGAAGCUUCAAUUCAAACUCGGUCAAAAUGCCUUUAUAAAGUUGAACACUAGUGUACGUCAAGACAGGUCACAACUUAACACUUAACUAAGUAAAGAGUCAUCACUCAUCACACACAUUAGCUCCAUGCACUGAUUUCAUAUCACAAACACUGUAAUUUGGAGUCAUUCUGCGCUUAACCAUCUCAAUUUACCCAAACUAUGUAUUAUGCAUACAAUAAUCAAAUAUAAUUCAAAACGAAUACAUAUGAACUCAAAGACUCAAACAACACUCACCCAGAGAUGUGAAUUGUGAAGUGUAUUUUUCUUUCCUGAAGUAAGUUUACUAUUACAGCUAGCUUGUUUUGAUUUCCACAACACAACAAUGCUGUCAAGCUGACACACUGCCUUGUCUCUGGUUUUCAUUCAGAGACUUGGCAAGCUUAAAGUAGACAUUGCACACACAGUAACAACAGCAAAUGUCAACCUCACAGUUGCGGUGUUCUUGUGUCGCCUAUAAAUGUAUCCACCAUGCUGGGGAAUGCUUUUGUCCUCUUCCUUUAUGAUCAUGCUCUUAGUUAAAGCAAUGUGUUUUCUUUCAUAUAAAAUGUGUAAUUUGGCUCACAAUAUAGAUCACAAGGAAGUAGGCCUAAUGGUUACUGAGUAACUCAUAUAAUUUAAUGGAUUUACAUGUUCUAUUCUCACAUACUGUAUGUGUGUAUGUCCCAAAUGGCACCAUAUUCCUUUUAUAGUGCACUACUUUUGACAGAGUAUUAAUUUAUUAAUCCCAACUUGGGAAAUUGUUUUAUAACCUCAAGCAUCAUCAAUGGACAAGACAAGAAUCAAUGACAUACACAUAAUAUAUAUAUAUUUUUUAGUAGUGCAUUAUAAAGGGAAUUGGGUGCCAUUUGGCACAGAAUUUUGUGAAUCCAUUACUCAGCUGGGACGUCAACAGACCCUCAAUUUCGUCAAGGGAGAAAAAAGAAAGCACCUCCAUGAAGGUUCAGAGAUGCCGUGACUGAAAGUGUUACAUUUUCUUAGGGAAUAAACACAACUAGCAGGAAAAAAAACUUUGGCAAAAACACAUGAUAAAUUGCAACACAUAUGAAACGGAAUCAUUUCACCAUUCAAGAUAGUGUCUCACUCUCGCUCAGUCAUGCACAAAUUUGCUUCCAUGUUUGGGUAUUCUGAUGCUUGACAAGUUAACUCGUACAACACCAGAAUGGUCAAUGUAUCUGUAGCAUGAACAUCAACUCGUAUUAUCCUGAGAGUGAUAUUGCUGUGACAAACAACUGAAGUAAAAACACAUACUGUACAUUAUGGUCAAUGCACAAUUGGCCAAACAACCUGCUAUGAUGAUAAUGUGGUUUGAUUUCAUAUUGUCUAGACUUUACUUUUGAGACAUAUUUCCAUGGAUUACUUAUGCCAAUUCAAUACCUUGUCAGUGACUAAACUCUCUCCUACCCAUGCAGCUGUCUGUAACAAACAGACAGGGCCAAGUCCAGCCUCUGAUGUUAUGCACAUCAGGUCCACUCAUUAUUAAUAUUUGGUGUAUUACAUGAUGUUUAGCUUUUUUAUUCUCUCUCUUUGAACCUUUGUCAGACAUCUUUAUUAUUGAAGUACAUCUUUCCAGUUAGGUAAUGUUUUCUUAUGACAUCAUCUACUUAUUGUUAUAAAAUGCAAUCCCCCCACCAGACUGGGUUAGUACCAAAUGGCACCCUAUUCCUUAUAUAGUGCACUACUUUCGACCAGCCCUAUGGGUCCUGGUCAAAAGUAGUGCACUAUAAAGGGAAUAUGGCUCCAUUUGGGACGCAAGCUUGUUCACCACAUAUCUUUCCCUCCAUUGGUUCCUCUAGGUGAACCCAGCCUGUGCUACGUGUUUGAGGGUGAUGGUGUGUGUGAGGUGUUUGAGAGGGGCUCCAGCGUACAGGACUGUGGUUACUUCACCCCUCAUGGUUACAGUGACCAGUGGGCUUCAACCGCAGCAGCCUCCUAUCAGGAUCAAAUCAAUUGCCCUGCCCUGGGAGCCACCGGAGAGCCCUCACUUAGCAAGGUAGCAGUGCUUUACCUCUGCCCUGUCCUCCACCUCCUGGAUACAAUUGUUAUCUUUCUGUAAAUGUGACAAUAUUGAGUGUUGUUAUGAAGGUUUUAAAUAAUUACUGUAUGAUUCCCCUUUUAUUAAAGCUAUGCAAGCCCCAGUACCUGGAGAUGAAUGAGAAGCCAUCACAUGACAUAUGGUUUCCAUGCACGGCCCAGCCGUACACUCAGACCCACUCUGACGCGGAAGAUACAGUAUGGCUAAAGGUAGUGUUCUCCAAGCCACCACAGAGGAUGCAUGUGGCACCCUAUUCCCUUUAUAGUGCACUACCUUUGACCAGGGCCCACACACUAUUUGACACUCUCCAAAGUAAUAUUCCAACAGUCAUUUGUUAUGUUCCAGGGCACAUCUUUGUACUUUCUCCCAAUUUGUCAUGCCACGUUUGUCACAGUUUCUGUGGUUUCUGUUGUCAUAUUUUCCCCGGUAUCAUUACCAUGCAAUCUAAUUAUCAUUGAAGUGGGGAACAUUCAGGAACUGAUUAUUAUUAAGUUGAACUCAUUGGGUUGUUAUCAUAAUAACUCUAAUUGUUUGCCCAGGUGGGAUUUGCGCAACCUGGAGUCGCCACGUCUGUCAUCAUCUAUCUGGCCUCGGACGGAGCCUGGCCUGGAGAGCAGUGCAGGAAAACAGUCUUCAUCCAACUGUGUGAUACUGGUGGCAGAAACCACUCCUUGGGUAGGAACUUGAACUACUGACCCUGUUCACCUUGACAGACAAAAGAGCUGACUGACUGUUUGAAUAAACAUUUUCCAAGCCAAGAUGUCUUCACACAUACGUAGAGUUAGGGUUAUGGCUAGGGACGUCUCAAGUCAUGAUGGCUGGUUACAGUGAUGACCAUGUGAUAUUUAAAGUGAGUAAGCAUUCAUGUCUUAUUCCUGUCUGGGGCUCCAUCUCAAUUCCUCUUUUCGCAAUUCCUCGCAUCCCUUCUCCUCACCUACUUCUCAACUGUAGUUGAGGAUAAGGACCAAGGUCCCUCCCCUUGGACCUUCUUGUUCAAUAUGUUUUGAGAAGAUGAGGAAUCGAGGAAAAAUUAAUUGAAGAAGGGCUUGUGUCUGUCCUCAGGUUCCUUUGAGCUGUCGUGCCAGCAUAAUCCCCUGGUGGUGAACGUGACACACAACCUGAGUCAACCCUUCUUCCUGACCACCGCUGUCAUCCUCAACUUCUCCUCGCCCUUCGUUGCCGUGACGGGAGUCGCUCUGCGCACGUCGUGUCACUUCAGCGCCCUUGCCCUCACUGGGUGCGCUGAGGGUGGGGUCUCCUAGGGAUUCCACAUGCACACACACACACGCACAUAUGUACAUGUACAGGCACACACAUGUGCACACACAGACACACACACACACAGUCAUUCAGACAUACACACACACAUACACAACACGUAACAUAGCCGUGCAAACACACACACACACACACACAUACACACAAAGUGUGUGAUAUGUGUUACCAUAUCUGUUGAAAAUUUAAAUAAUCAACAAAAUUCUAAAAACAUUACUCAACUCAUACCUUUCUCUCUGUGUUUAUCCUCUCCCUCUGUGCGUGUGUGAUUGUGGUGGCCCAGCUGUUCACGACGGCCCUGCCAGAUGGACACAUGCAGUCCUCCUCAGCUGGAACAUGCCUCUGUCACCUGCAACCCCGGGACAGAGAGGACUGAGACCUCUCACUGCACUGUCCACUGUCAUCAAGGUUUUACUCUCACUGUGCUCAGUGGCAAGGGCCACCCACCCUUUCAG